Molecule: messenger RNA, 56389 nt
Organism: Podarcis lilfordi (Lilford's wall lizard)
Lineage: Eukaryota; Metazoa; Chordata; Lepidosauria; Squamata; Lacertidae
Source: the annotation of a GenBank genome assembly
AUGUGCAGUUGGCAGAAGCCACUUCUGCGCGUGCACAAAUUGAGGCAAACCCGGUAUUUACUUCCGGGUUUGUCACGGUCGCAAGUCAGAUUAUUCACAAGUAGGGGUGGUGGUAAAUCAGGGUUCUAUUGUAAUGUAUGGGAUUAUGUGGCGCACUUGGUGCAUGAUGUAGUAUAGUUCUAUGUUGGGGAUUCCCCAUCUUCCUUCUGAGAUGGGGAGAUGCAGGUGUCUUGGGCUUAUUCUUGACUUUUUGUCUGAGAAGAUAAAUGAGUGUAGUUAUUUUCUGCUAUUUGCGGAGUUGCGUUGGUGGAAUCCAGAUUGGAAGGGUUUGGAAUAAGUAGGUUAAUUUUGUGAAGGUGAUAAUUUUGAUCAUGGCUAUUCUCAGUUCCAUGUCCCUCAGGUCCCAUUUUGUUUUUGGACCUUUGUCAUCAUGGUGCGUGUGUGUGUGUUGCGAUCUCUUUGCCGUUCAUCAUCUUCCUGGUUGGUGCUAUCUCUAUUGUCUUGAUGGUCUUGGUUUGGGAUGGGGUGUUGUGGUUUGGCAUUUAGGUGGUGGUGGUUCUUUUUUUUUUUAAUUAUUUUUAUUAAUUUCCAAUACAAAAUUUAGUCAUACAUUUUUAAUACAAUCACAAAUACGUAUUUUUGACCUCCAUCAGUUCAUCCGUGAAUCCUCCGUAUUCUCAUCUUUAUUCUGCAAACUCGAAAUUUCUCAUUGCCUUUUAUCUUAAAAUCCACCUACUCCCCCUCUUCCCUUUUUUACAAUGUUUCUAUACAUAUUUCUUUACAAAGCUUCCUGUAAACCCACAAACGAGGUGGUGGUGGUUCUUGGGUGUUGUGGAAUUUGAGGGCUGUACAGGCAUUGUUGAUUGGUGGCUUUUUUCAGAGCGUCGGGGUUAGGCAGCCAUUUUCUUCUUGUCUGGGCUGUGAUUUAGUGAUUUAUUGUUCUCCUUUGGCGGUGGCAGCGGUAAGUUGGUGUGCGACAAGUGGUGGCUGCUCUGCUUCAUUAUUUGUUUAGCUUCGUAGGCCUCUGGACUCCGGAGCUUUGUUUGGACACUCUCAGUCCCGGUGGGAUCGGGAUCAUCUGGGGGGAAGACUCUGCACAGCCUCUUCACUUGUCAUUUUGGCCUCCCCAGGCUCCCCUUUGAUCGCGGUGGUGGCAGUGAUGGUGGCGCAGGGACCAGCCAAGCAUCUCGGUUGGUGCUGGUGGUCCCUAGGAGUUCGGUGCAGCCGUGGCACUCCCCAUCUUGAAACACGGGUGUUUUAUACUGAUGGUUUUGCAGUAGUAGUUGUUGUGGACCUGGAGUUCUCGGCUAUAAAGUACUAGCUUUGAAAUGAUGGCUUUGUAAGCCUCUGAAGUUAACAAUCCAUUAAGAUGAAAGCGAGGGAGUUCACAAUGAAGCUAUAUUUUCUGGCAUCCUGCAAAAUCCACAGAACAGUAGGGGAGAGAUUGGUACAGUAAAGGCCAUCGCCCCACUUACAUCAAAAGCUUCCAGUUUCAUGAAGGUUAAAAUUCAGAGGAUUAUGUCAAAUCUUGGCAUUACACACCGACAUAGAAUUGGAACAUAUGAAGCUGUCUUGUACAAAGUCAGAACAUUAGUCCAUUCUAGGUUGGGGUAGCUGAUGUAGUAUUCUCCAGAUGUUAUGGAUCACAGCUUUCACCCUUCUGGACCCCAGGUCAUGCCACUUGGGGCUGAUGGGAGUUGUAGUCUGAAACAUCUGGAGGGCACUGUAGACUGUGACUGGAAGCAGCUCUCCAUGUUUCCCCAACAUAGGUCUUUCCUAGUCUUGCAUUGUGUGAACUCCUGGCCAGUUGGCUCAGUUGGGUUGAGCACGGUGCCAAUAGCAGCAAGGUUGUGGGUUCGAUUUCCAUACAGGCCACCUGCAUAUUCCUGCAUUGUAGGAGGUUGGACUAGAUGGCCCUCGGGACCCCUUCCAAGUCUACAAUUCUAUGGUUUUAUUAUUACUGUAAAAAAGGAAUCACAAGAGAUUGAACCUAGGACCAAAGCAUGUACUGUAUCCCUGAUCUAUUAGAUAAGGAAAUUGACAAACAUUGGUGCCAUCUAUGCAGGUGUUCAGCUGUUUGCAGUGAUCAUAUGAGAGACAACUUGCCACACCCUCAAGCUGCAAGUAUUCGAUGUGCUGCCUGCAUGGUCUUUAUGAAUAUGAAAACUGUAUGUGCAUCUCAUUAUCCAUGAGACUGCAUGUGUAGAUUGAGGCCAGGCCUGGUUGAACACAGGGCUCAAGAAUCCUCUUACUCUUCAGCUGCUGGGUUCUUCAUAGUUGUAGUCUGGGGAGGUCAACAGGCUCCAGGCAUUUAAUUGCUUGCUAUUGUUCAUUUACUCUUCCUUGUUAGUGCUUUACUUUUUCAUCCUCACUUCAAUCUUUUGACAUAUAAACCAUCUUUUAAGUAUUAUAUGAAUGAAGGGGUUUCCACAUGGUUUCAGGGGAGCAGGACAUCACUGUUGGUCUUGCCCUCAACUCUACAUUUGUGGAGUACACAUGACCAUCUGCAGGGAGAAUGUGAGCCUCUACAUUGCUUGAUCAUGGUUCCUGGUCUUAUAGUAGUCUAUAUGCAUAGAGGUCCAUGUGUUUACCUAUGAAGACAUCUGUCCCUAAUGUAUGGUUGCUGAGGAUGGGGCUGGUGGAAACUGUGUAAUGUUGGGAGCAGGGCUUGGUGUGGCCCAGUAAUUGUGUGAAGACCCCUUCAUGGAUGUAACACAUGAAUGUCAUCCUUGUUUUGCAGACUGGAGGUGAAUAAACUUCUCAGGACCAUCCAGCUGAACUCUCAGCAUGGUAUUAGUGGGGAAAAUAAGGGAAGCAGGUGGCACUGUGGUCUAAACCACUGAACCUCUUGGGAUUGUCGAUCAGAAGGUCGGUGCAACGGGGUGAGCUCUUGUUGCUCUGUCCCAGCUUCUGCCAACCUAGCAGUUAAAAAGCACACCAGUGCAAGCAGAUAAAUAGGUGCCGCUGUGAUGGGAAGGUAAAUGGCAUUUCUGUGCGCUCUGGCACUCAUUAUGGUGUGCCGUCGCACCAGAAGGGGUUUAGUCAUGCUAGCCACAUGACGCUGAAAGCUGUCUGUGGACAAACGCCGGCUCCCUCAGCCUGAAAGCGAGACGAGCGUUGCACCCCAUAGCUACCUUUGACUGGACUUAACCAUCCAGGGGUCCUUUACUUUUUACCUUUCAGUGGGGAAAAUAGUUUUGGGUCAGGAAAUCUGAUGAUACAGCUCAGAUUUCUGUUGCGGCGGUAAUUUAUCCACAGUUUCGUCAGGUAGUUUUGGAACAACUAUAUUUUUGGUGCUGCUAGAUAUUUUCUUGGAUAGAGCAAGCUGGCUAUCAGUUGCUGGGAGUCACAAGCAGGGAGAGUGCUGCUUCUGGAAUUUCCACAGGCAUCUGGUUGGCCACUGUGAGAACAGGAUGCGGGACUUGGUCUGAUCCAGUAGGAAUGCUCUUAGGGGUUUGUACAGUGGUACCUUGGGUUAAGUACUUAAUUCGUUCUAGAGGUCCGUUCUUAACCUGAAACUGUUCUUAACCUGAAGCACCACUUUAGCUAAUGGGGCCUCCUGCUGCUGCCGCACUGCCGGAGCAUGAUUUCUGUUCUCAUCCUGAAGCAAAGUUCUUAACCCAAGGUACUAUUUCUGGGUUAGCGGAGUCUGUAACCUGAAGCGUAUGUAACCUGAAGCGUAUGUAACCCGAGGUACCACUGUAAUGGGAAAAUAAAACUGACAGAGACCAGGAUAAACACUUCUUCUUUUGCAUGAACAGCAAGCAGACAUUAACCAGAGCAAGAGAUGCUCAAGGGCGAUUUUUAAACCUCACAUGUGAAAAUGCCCCGAGUCCCAGUUUCUACCACCUGCUGCGAGGAUUGGUGCAGGCAAAUGGGUUUCUAAGACUCCCCCAGGCCUAGCAUUUCACCCAUGGGAUCUUCUUAUUUCUUUAGAUUGCAAGGCAAGUAUCACUUCAGCAGGAGGACACCGGGAGGAAUUAGCAGAUUUGUGGGGCAGAUCCCACUGGAUAGGAAGUUGGACUUAAUUCAGAUUCCAAACUACAGCCUGCUUCCUUGUGCCCUCCAUAUAUUUUGAGGCCAUGUUGGCCUGGGUUGGUGGGAGUUUUAGUCCAAAGCAUAGGGAGACCACCAGGUUUGGAGGAGGCUGCUGUAGAGCCUGCUGGUUUCUGCCCUCCAAUUUCAUGGCAAAAUAGGCUGGGUUGCAUAAUAAUAAUAAUAAUAAUAAUAAUAAUAAUAAUUUAUUAUUUAUACCCCACCCAUCUGGCUGAGUUUCCCCAGCCACUCUGGGCGGCUCCCAAUCAAGUGUUAAAACAGUACAGCAUUAAAUAUUAAAAACUUCCCGGAACAGGGUUGCCUUCAGAUGUCUUUUAAAGAUAGGAUAGCUGCUUAUUUCCUUCACAUCUGAAGGGAGGGUGUUCCACAGGAUGGGUGCCACUACUGAGAAGGCCCUCUGUCUGAUUCCCUGUAACCUCACUUCUCGCAAUGAGGGAACCGCCAGAAGGCCCUCGGUGCUAGAUCUCAGUGUUCGGGCUGAACGAUGGGGGUGGAGACGCUCCUUCAGGUAUACUGGACCGAGGCCGUUUAGGGCUAUAAAGGUCAGCACCAACACUUUGUAUUGUGCUCGGAAACGUACUGAGAGCCAAUGCAGAUCUCUCAGAACCGGUGUUAUGUGGUCCCGGCGGCCACUCCUAGUCACCAGUCUAGCUGCUGCAUUCUGGAUUAAUUGCAGUUUCCGGGUCACCUUCAAAGGUAGCCCCACGUAGAGCGCGUUGCAGUAGUCCAAGCGGGAGAUAACUAGAGCAUGCACCACUCUGGCGAGACAGUCCGCGGGCAGGUAGGGUCUUAGCCUGCGUACCGGUUGGAGCUAGUAGAGAGCUGCCCUGGACACAGAAUUAACCUGUGCCUCCAUGGACAGCUGUGAGUCCAAAAUGACUCUCAGGCUGUGCACCUGGUCCUUCAGGGGCACAGUUACCCCAUUCAGGACCAGGGAAUCCCCCACACCCGCCCGCCCCCUGUCGUCCAAAAACAGUACUUCUGUCAUGUCAGGAUUCAACCUCAAUCAGUUAGCUGCCAUCCAUCCUCCAACUGCCUCCAGGCACUCACACAGGACCUUCACCGCCUUCACUGGUUCUGAUUUAAAGGAGAAGUAGAGCUGGGUGUCAUCUGCAUACUAUGUGAACCCGUCUCACAGGCUGUCUGGCAGGACAGCAAUAACAAAUAAAAAUAGUGAUAAUGUUACAAAACUCCUUUUGCGAGAAUUUAUUGAUGUGCAAGAACGUUCUUUGGGCUAAAUAAAUUACCCUGCGCUUCACCGUGGAAAGUUGAGCUGUUUGGUAUUUAAGACUGCUUGAACUGUCUAGUUCUUCUGAUUAAUUUAAUAAAUCCAAAGGUAGAAAGGUAGAAAGGUGUAACACACACACACACACACACACACACACACACAGUUUUGGAAGGGAAUGGAGAGAGAGAGAAAAUCUCUUUAUUAAGAUUAAUUGUGUCAUCCAGCUAAGAUAACUUGUUAAUGCUGUUAAUGCUUAGGCUGGGAUCUCUGUUUUGCACAUCAAGUGGCAAAUGAGGCCCACAAAGGGGAAAGUCUGGCUCUUUUGUAUUCAGUAGAAAUCUGUAUGGAGACACAAAUAAUAUUAUUAAUAAUUUCUAUAGUUCUUUGACAGUGCAAGGUGCUUUACAAUAUGUAUCUUAUUUGUCAGUAAUCCGUAAGAUAAACCUGUAUUUAAUACCAAACUAAGUGCUGAAUAGGGACGUGGAUGGCGCUGUGGGUUAAAUCACAGAGCCUAGGACUUGCCGAUCAGAAGGUCGGCGGUUCGAAUCCCCGUGACGGGGUGAGCUCCCGUUGCUCGGUCCCAGCUCCUGCCAACCCAGCAGUUCGAAAACACCUCAAAGUGCAAGUAGAUAAAUAGGUACUGCUCCGGCGGGAAGGUAAACGGCGUUUCUGUGCGCUGCUCUGGUUUGCCAGAAGCGGCUUAGUCAUGCUCGCCACAUGACCCGGAAGCUGUACACCGGCUCCCUCGGCCAAUAAAGCGAGAUGAGCGUGCAACCCCAGAGUUGGUCGCGACUGGACCUAAUGGUCAGGGGUCCCUUUACCUUUUUAAGUACUGAGUGCCAAUCAUGUUGAAAGCAAAAUGAUUUUGGGCCACCUGAAAAUAACAUAGUUGAUUCUGCAUACUCAGGAGACUCCCAAGGUACACAGAGGAAUAUAAGGGUGUAAGGCAAAAGAAAAAUUUUGUGUGUGUAGUUUUGAAAACAAACAAACAAACCCCCAAAUGGCCUGAUAGGGCUCUGUGAGCUUCCAGGACACAGAGGAUUUGACUUGUCACUUCAGAGGAAAAGGGAAACUGGAGAUGGAAGGUUGCUUCUAGGCAACCUUUUUUUUUUUAAAAAAGUAUUCUUUAUUAAUUUUCAGUGUUGUAUUACAAUAUGUUUUACAGUAACUUCGAUAAACAAACCAGCAAGAAAAAAAGUCACCCAUCACCUUGAAUUUGAAGUAAUAAAAGACCAAACCAGAAAAUUGCCAAUCCUGAUGACAUACUAAAAAUAAAUGAUAGAUGAAGACAUAAUAAAAAUAAAUAUGACAAUAUAUUUUUCUGGAGAAAAGAGGAAGUUUCAAAGGGAAAGUGGCGGAAAAUAAAAGAAAUUUAAAACCAGAUAGAUAUUAUUCAGCAUAAAAACAACAUUCAGCAUCACAGCAAUACUGAGUUGGGGGACUGCGAUCGUGUUCUUUAUUGUUUAUGUACGUAAUAAAAGAGUACCAAACAGCAACAAAUAUGUCAGAUUUUGAAAUGCCAUGCCCCUUUUUGAGUUACUUUCACCAUGAACGCUAAAUACCACACUUUAUGUGCUAGUAUUCUAAUGCUGCCCCCUUUAAAUCUUUCCAGUGUUUCACUAUUGGGCAGCUUUUAACAAGUGACCAACCAAGAUUUUGUUAUUCGUUUCACUACAGGAGCCUGAGAAGAGGGUUAGUAACAUUAUCCGUAGGGUUCUGUCAACGGGCUAUUGUACAAUUUUUUGAAUUAGGUCAAAAACCACGUUCCAAAAUACUUGCGCUCAUGGGCAGGACUGCCACAUAUGAUGAUAAGUACCAAGAAUUGUGUCAAGUUGAGACACAUUCAACAUAUAGGGGUGCAAUAUCAAAUGUGUCUCAACUUAAACAUGGAUUCUUUAACUUGGUUAGAGGCCAUGUGUACUAGUGGCUUGUUCCAGAAAUAAGAGCACUUGCUUUCCUCAAUUCACCCCCCCCCCCACCAUCCCACUCCCACAUCCAUUUAAGACUGGAUAUCUCCCCACCCCUUAGGUAGCUAACAUUAUUGUAAACAUUAUUGUAAACAGCCAUUAUUGUAAAUGGACAUUAUUGUAGACAGCCUAAAAGAUUAUGUCUUGUGUUCUGUGUCUGGCCACCAGUGUUACUGCUUCUAAUGCAGUUUGAUGCUUUGCAGUUUGCACCCUAGUUUGGGGGCAAGUGAGGAAAUCAUGUAGCUGCCUCUAUUGGAUCCAUGUAAUUGGGUUUCCCUCCAAUUGAGUCUGUAAUUUCUGUUCCACAAUGGGUCUGCUAUUAACAACAAAAAAAUUACAAUAUCAAAGCCAAAAAUAAAUAAAUAAAUCUCCUUUGACCUCCAAGACUGCCAGGAUACUUUUCCUGUGUUUAGUAAUAUAAAAGAAAGUAGAUUGUGCAGAAAUCAACUGGGAACCUCUAUGUUUCCAAAAGUUAAUUAAUGCAUUAGUAAAUGGAUUUUCUGCCAUUUGUUGCACGGUAAGUUUCUUAUUAAGGCCAAAAAAGCAAUGCACUAAUCGGAAGACCAUUUAUCACUUUAUUCUCCAGCUGCACCCAUCUUUCCCUUGUGCUAUCCAAGCGGAGGGAUAUUAGAUGUCAAAGCUGAUGGGCAUCAAAAUAUGUUCUUAAAUGAGGAACUCCCCACUCACUGCUUUUGUUGAUAUAACAGUGGCCUUUUAAUCCUAGGAUUCUUCUUUUCAAAAAUAAAAUCCACUGUUUCCUUUUGCCAAAUUGGCAAAAGUGUAUCAGAUAUCCAAACAGGUAAUACAUGAUAAAAGUAAUUUUGAGAACAGCAGUCAUUUUCACUGCCACAACGUUUACCAAAAAUGUCGGUUUAGAUUAUUCUAGGCAACCUGUUUAACAGAAUCAUAGAUUUGUAGAGCUGGAAGGGACCAUGAAGGUCAUCUAGUCCUACCCGCAGCAGUGCAGAAAUAUUUUGCUCAGUGUGGGGCUCAAACCCACAACCCUGAGAUUAAGAGUCUCAUUAUUUACUGACAGAGCAAUCGCUGCUAUGCUGAAGUGUGACAAGGUGACAAGGAUCAGGGAAAAAGGAAAGCUGAUGGUGAGAGGGAGAGGGAAGGCAGUCAGCCGAGAGCCCCACUGCAUUCUCCUAUAGGGAGCCAAAUAAUUUCCAUUUUUCUACACACAGAUGUCAGUGCAUCUCAUUGACGUUUAUGAAGGACAGUCACUGUGCUCUAAGUGGGACUAUUGAGGGGUAAUAGCAAGGAAGGAGAGUCCAUAACCUCUUGAGGGAGUUCAUUCCACUGUCGAACAGCUGUCAGAAAGUCCUUCCUGAUGUUUAGUCAGACUCUCUUGUAACUUGAAUCCAUUGGUUCGGGGCCUACCUUCCAAAGCAGAAGAAAACAAGCUUGCUCUAUCCUCCAUGUGACAGUCCUUUAGAUAUUUGAAGACAGCUAUCAUAUCUCCUCACAGCCUCCUCUUUCCCAGGCUAGAUGUACUCAUUUUCCUCAACCAUUCCUCAUAAGGCUUGGUUUCCAGACUCUUGAUCAUCUUGGUCGCCCUCCUUCUCUGCACAUUCCAGCUUGUCAAUAUCCUUCUUAAACUGUGGUGCCCAGAACUGGACACACAGGACUCCAGGUGCACCUCUCACAUCUGAAUGGUGAGAAGUUCUAUGGUUGCUGAAGCUGCCAGGUUCAAUCUCCAGGUAGGGCUGGGAAAGUCCCCUGUCUGGAACCCUGGGAAGCCUCUGCCAUUCAUUCUAGACCAGGCAUAGGCAAACUUGGCCCUCCAGGUGUUUUUGGGACUAUAACUCCUAUCAUCCCUGGCUAACAGGACCAGUGGUCAGGGAUGAUGGGAGUUGCAGUCCCAAAACAUCUGGAGGGCCGAGUUUGCCUAUGCCUGAUGUAGACAAUAUUGAGCUAGAUGGACCAAUGAUCUGAUUUAGUCUAAGGCAGAUUUUCAUGUUCUUAUGAAACCAGAGGCAGGUGUUCUUAUGAAACCAGAGGCAGGUAUGCCAUAUUAUUAAUAGUAGCCCCUUGCUUCCCCCCUCUCAUUAGAUCCACAGGAGCAAGUAAAUAUGUAUUUUGUAUUGCAUAUGUAAAUAAAUAUUGUAUAUACAAAUAGAUAGGUAUAGGCUUGCCAUAUGUCAGGAAAAUUCCUGACAUGUCCCGGACGUAUGACAACAUGAUGGAAAAAACAUCGAAAACAGGUUUCCUCUUAAAAGUUCAACAAUUUUGGGGGUCUUCCUAAAAAAAAAAAAGCAAUAGGUGUACAGUGGUACCUCGGGUUACAUACGCUUCAGGUUACAGACUCCGCUAACCCAGAAAUAAUACCUCAGGUUGAGAACUUUACUUCAGGAUGAGAAAGAAAUCGUGCUCCGGCAGCGCAGUGGCAGCGGGAGGCCCCAUUAGCUAAAGUGGUGCUUCAGGUUAAGAACAGUUUCAGGUUAAGAACGGACCUCUGGAACGGAUUGAGUACUUAACCCGAGGUACCACAGUGUUGCAUUGACAGCCACUUUGCUUGCAACUGAUUAGGUAGUUGAUGCUAUGGUAACCUCUGUUCAAUCAGCCUCAUGCCAUCUAUGUUGAUUAUUCCAGUUAUGUCACUACUCGAUCCAAGCUCAUCUCUCUGGGUGUUGGGGAGGGGGAUGGAUGGAUGGAUGGACAGCAGCCUGUUUGAAACAUAUUUCCCUUUUAAUCAAGCUCGGGCUUUUGUGCCAAGUUUGCAAAUUAUAUUGAAUCUCAGUGGCACCCAUCAUUCCAAGACCAGGGCGCAGUCUACAUUGGGAGCAGGGAAGGGCUUUCAUCUGCUAGGAUCGGCACGCGAUAACCAGGCUACAAGCACAGGAGCUGUGUAAUAGCUCCGUGCCGCUCUUUUGAAUACCCAGCAGGCAAAAGGGAAAAGCCUACCCUUGGAACCUGAAGGAGUCUAAUUUGAGGAGUCUUGCGGAUUUCUUUCCGCAGCGGUUCUAAGCAUCCUUGCCCCUAGUGACCUAAUUAUGUCACCUGCAUGCCGAACGAAAAACUUUGUUCUUAAGCAAGACUGCCACAAGGCUUGUGGGCUUUGUAGCGAAAUUCCCCUGUAAAUUGGAUUUCAACUGCCUGCAGUUGCUGAGAGCUGCUGACUUCAUCAGUUUAUCUAAGGUUAGGAAGCUCAGCUGGGGUUUUCUGUUUGUUUGCUUGUUUGUUUGUUUUUAGUUUUGCAGUUUUCCUGCUCCCUUCCUUUCCAAAAGGCCAAGGAGGCAAUGAUAAAACCCAUUUGUCUUUUUAAUCUUUGCCUUGUAAUUAGAGCCAAGAAGAGUAGGGACGGAAGAUGCCAAACAAGAGCUUGCUUCCUUCCCCCCUCUUUAAAGGUUCUUUAAGCCUGUCAUGGAGCCUCAGGAGAGAGGAAUGAAAAGAAGGGAAGACAAUCAGGGACAGAAAAAAAAGAAUCGCCCAGCAAAAUGAAGAUUUAAACACGCUAAUUUUAUUCCGGUUGGAGAGGGAAUCCCCACUUGCACUAAAUCCCACCUUUUAAAAUACAGAAUGAACCACUAAUGGUUUCUAAGAAGAAACUUCUGAUUGUACUUCUCCUUUAUUACACACAGCACAAGACCCCAGAGAAUUUCAUGGUGAGUCUGAAAGGGCUUUUCUAUCUGAUUUUUAUUUAAGAGUAAACAUUCCUGUAAGUAUCAAGGGUCCGGUGUUUUUAAGACUCUGUGCAGUACAGCUGCUCUGUGGUGCAAAAUCUCUUCAGGAUGCAAACGGCCCCUUUACUGCCAGCCAGCAUGACCAUGUACUUCAUAGUGAAUAUCUUGGAAUACCCAAUCCAUAUCAUUGAUAUCCUGGCACAGCAAGCCUUAAUUAAAAUCUCCAUGUGUUAACCAGCUUGAACGGUUUGUUCUGUGGGUUGAAUGAUCCAACACAAAGUUUUGAGAGAUUUUUCUGUGUGUUUAAGAGGAGCACUGCCAUCAGAAUCCAGUCAGGUAACAACUUUUUUAGGACUAACCCAAAAUGUCACAAAAUAGUGAGCAAACUAUUUAUCACUUCAGACCUCAGCAUCAAUGUCUGUGAUGUAGGGGGAUGGUUUGGUGUUGAAGACAUAAUGUCUGCACUUAUUCACAAUCUCCUGGGAAAUGUAUUGUAGUAGUAGUAGUAGUAGUAGUAAUAAUAAUAAUAAUAAUAAUAAUAAUAAUAAUAAUAAUACUGUAAUGAUCAUUUAUACCCCGCCACUCUGGGCAGCUCUCAACAGAAUAUUAAAAAUACAAUAAAGCAUCAAACAUUAAAAACUUCCCUAAACAGGGCUGCCUUCAGAUGUCUUCUAAAAGUCAGAUAGUUGUUUAUUUCCUUGACAUCUGAUGGAAGGAUGGGCGCCACUACUGAGAAGGCCCUCUGCCUGGUUCCCUGUAACCUCACUUUAUUGUUUUUACACAUUUUUAACCUUCCUUGGGGUUCUGAACAAGGAAAGGCAGGAUAAAAAUUGGCUCGCAAAACAAUUGAAUACAUACAUACAUACACACACACACACACAAAAUAAAAAAGUUCCUUACAGUAGCACCUUAGAGACCAACUAAGUUUGCUAUUGGUGUGAGCUUUCGUGUGCAUGCACAUUUCUUCAGAUACCUUAGUAAAGUUAAAGGGACCCCUGACCAUUAGGUCCAGUCGUGGCCGACUCUGGGGUUGCGGCACUCAUCUCGCUUUAUUGGCCGAGGGAGCCGGCAUACAGCUUCCGGGUCAUGUGGCCAGCAUGACUAAGCUGCUUCUGGCGAACCAGGGCAGUGCAUGGAAACGCUGUUUACCUUCCUGCCGGAGCGGUACCUAUUUAUCUACUUGCACUUUGAUGUGCUUUCAAACUGCUAGGUUGGCAGGAGCAGGGACUGAGCAACGGGAGCUCACCCCGUCGUGGGGAUUCGAACUGCCGACCUUCUGAUUGGCAAGUCCUAGGGUCUGUGGUUUAACCCACAGCUCCACCCGCGUCCCUUACACACAGAUAGUGGGAGAUAAAUUCUUUCCUAGCCCAGGAAAUUAGAUCUUUCAGGUUCACGAACAGGCUGAAAUCCUCAACUAUCAUUUAAAGAACCAUAAUGCAAGCAGGUUUCAUAAGGUUUAUCUUACCAAAUAUUAUGAUAUGCUUGUGCUUGUUUUAGAUUGUGCAGAUUGCGUUGUAGAUUGUGUUGAGAUUGUGUUUCCCUUGUAAAAGUGAUAAAUACAUUUACAAAAACACCAUAAGUCUUCAUUGUUACAGUGCAGUUGUGCACUUUGAGGUGAGGAGGGAGACAUAAUCUAUCAAUGGCUAUUAGUCAAAAUCGCUAUGUGGAACUUCCAUGGACACCGAAUAUUCGUUUCUUGGAAGCCCGUUGCUCUGUCCCAGCUCCUGACAACCUAGCAGUUCGAAAGCACACCAGGGCAAGUAGAUAAGUAGGUACUGCUGCAGCGGGAAGGUAAACAGUGUUUCCAUGCGCUCUGGUUUCCAUCAGUGUUCUGUUGUGCCAGAAGCGGUUUAGUCAUGCUGUCCACAUGACCCGGAACACUGUCUGUGGACAAACGUCGGCUCCUUUGGCCUGAAGUGAGAUGAACACUGCACCCCAUAGUCAAGUUUGACUGGACUUAACUGUCCAGGGGUCCUUUACCUUUACUUUUACCUUGGAAUCAACAGAGCAAGUGACAAGGGUCUCUUGCCUUUAAAUUCUGUUGCUGGACUUAUGGGGGCGGCAAAUUAUUAUUAUUACUAUUCAUUUCAUUUUUAUUUCAUUUUUAGGAAACAUUUCAUUUUUAGGAAAAAAUCUCCAGCGUGUUUAAACAACACAUUAAAACUUCAGAUAAAACAAUCCAGAAUAAAAUGUUGCUGAAUAACGUCAAAUAUAAAAGAUACAUUCAAAGCAACAUAAUUAACAGGAACCUAAAAUGUUAUCUUAAAGAUUUCAAAAUAGAACAUUGCAAGGGAGGUCAACUACACAGUACACAUUUAACGUGCGCCACCCUAGGUGCCCGAUCGGCUUGCUCCGCCGCCGGUGACAGGCAAAUGGCCACAGCAGAAGCGGGCUUCUAGAUCAGACAAACCUUUGGCCUAGGAGGGCUCUUACUCCAUGAGAAGGGACUCACACAGCUAGAUGAAUUACCUCUGUUGGAUGCCACCAAACUGUGAGCUCAGUGCAUCGCAUGUGCACACAACCGACACUAUUUGCCAGUUGCCACUUAUGAAGAAGCAAGGGCUUAAAAAUGCACAGAUGUCUGCUGGGUAACAUUAACCUCAUUCAGUCUCUGUGCUGAAUAAUUAAAAUAAACUAUCUAGCCUUAAACUAUAUGUAUAUAGACUGUUAGCAGAAGUCAUUAUUAGUACACUGUCCUGCCACGCUGGCGUAAACCUUUCUGGACCUCAGCAUGCCUGAUUAAAUAUUUAGCGAAUAUUGUUCUACCAAAAAAUUAACAGUUUUCAUCUCCUUCUUUCUUGCAGCUGGUAGUCUCCAAAGUCCUUUUAAUCCUUAAAUACUGGCAUCUCUGUGUAUGUGUGUGUAAAAGCCAAUUUGGAACAACAUGUCACACUGAAAAGGCAAGAGUGGCCUUGACUGUCAGGAGCAGACAGCAGGUCUUGUCCACUAACCUAGUUAUGUCUGUGAGUGCAUCCCUUUAUUUCCCCCAAAUCGGUGAAUGGACGGCAUUCACGCCUAAAUGGAAAAGUGAAGUCUAGCCUCCAUCUUUUAACACUGAAGUCCUUUCCACAUGGUCUAGAAAAUGUACAAUGAGCGCAUGGAAUAUCAUCUGUGGUCUCCACCCAUUGCAUCUUCAUGCUUAGAGGCUUUGUGUGCAUAGCGUAGGCGUGUUCAGGUUAUAGAUGUAGUUGUUACUGCAUACUGUCUUUGAAAUAUUUUGUUGUAAACACCCCAGGGAAUGUGUAUUUGUAGAUAGCUACAUACAUAAAACUAAUAAAUAAUGUGUGAUAGCCAAAGUGAGUCGUCCUCAAAGUAGACCCAUUGAAAUCAGUGGGCUUAAGUUAUACAUGUUAAUUUCAGUAGGUCUACUCUAUGACUUAGAUGGAAAUCACAACAACAACAACAACAACAACAACAACAACAACAAUAGCCUCUCAGAACAUUUCUUGGGAGAGGAAUUGCAUUGCAUCGACUAUCUAUGAUUUUUAAUUUAUUCUCUGCCUUUUUCUUUUUCUUCUUCUUUUUUGUACCACAGCGUUUUCCCUGCAUUAUUUUCAUGCACUCUGAUAACUGGCCGAUAUAUCUCCUGUGGUGGCUGGUUCCACUUAAUCAUCUGGGAUUCACCGUGGUAUUGAAAAUGGUUUUGUAGAUUCAGUGUUUGAUGGGAGAAAAGGUUCCUCUUUUGGGCACCAUUGCGGUUCUGUUCAAUCUAUUUCCCUGUGUGUGUGUCAUCAUGGCAGAAGAACCUGAGGCAAUUGCAUGGUAGAUUCUUUGCUUUUUCUUGUGUAAUGACAAUUCUAAUUUUAUCUCUGCACUCCUGGAAUGUAUUAGAGUGAAAAUUGACAUUAAAGGAUGCAGCAGAAGGAACUGAAAUGAAUAUAACUUGACUAGCCUGUGGCAAAGAUCUGUACCUGUGCAGACUAGCUAGCUUCUGACACAUCCAUGUCAUGAGCGGAAGAAGGAGGGAAUGUCUGAGGUAUUUAUUCAUUUUUUCUCUCUGUGAGAACACAGUAAUUUAGGUGUAGGCCACAAGAAGGCUUCAUCUUUAAAGGCUGCGCUCACAGGCUUAUUGUUUGUCGUGAUUGGAUUCCCAAAUAUCCAUUGAAGGUGUUUGACGCUUUGCCAAGCUAGAUCCACAUCCUCUUUUGAGCCCUAAUGUAAUUUUGAAUGUUGAUCAUUGGCAUAAUAUUUAUUCAAUCCUUGUAUAAUAUAUAGAAAAUUAUUUCAGGCCAAUCUUAAAUGCCAGGAUAGGGAGACAGAUGAUUGUAGUACUGGACCUGUGGGCACAUUACAUUCCUUUAUGUGGAAAGACGUUUUGAGUGUACACCUUAAAAUACAAAGUGUGAAUGUGACAAGCACAUACACAAAUGUCCCUUCAGCUAUUGUUACACCUCCAUUGGCUGGUGGCUUAUAUUUUAUCUUUCUUUUGAGGGCCAUUCAUUUGGUGUUCAUAUCUUCUUGGGUCAGGAGUUGGGUGGCAGGAAAUGAACUGCUUUGUCUGUAAUUUCACAACUCCAGUAAGUCUCUGGAAGACUUGUGUUGUACAGGGAAUGUGUCAGUUGUGAUUGGUUGCAGGUGCCUUGAUUUUUACACCCAGAACCACUUCGUUUAAAGUUUCCAUCUGUUUCUGGGCUAUGGGUGCACAUAAAACAGAGAAGGACUAGCAAGGAGAAGUUAUGUGCUAACUCUCAUCUCUAAAAGUCUGACUCUCUACUCCCGUAAACAACCCGAGGGGCAUGUGGGGUUAAUGACAGUUCGGCAGUGACAGGCUCCACCCUAGCAGUAAAUUCAAUGCAGCUUUUCUUCCACCAUCCCUUCUUCCAUACAAAUUCGACUUCAAAAACGCUGAUGUGUGCUAGAACUUUGGAAGAGCUCUGCUGGAUCAAGGCAAAGGUCCUUCUAGUCCAGUAUCCUGUUUUUACAGUGGUUAACUAGAUGACAGUGGGACGCGGGUGGCGCUGUGGGUUAAACCACAGAGCCUAGGACUUGCUGAUCAGAAGGUUUGCGGUUCGAAUCCCCACGACGGGGUGAGCUCCCUUUGCUCGGUCCCUGCUCCUGCCAACCUAGCAGUUCGAAAGCACGUCAAAGUGCAAGUAGAUAAAUAGGUACCACUCCAGCGGAAAGGUAAAUGGUGUUUCUGUGCGCUGCUCUGGUUCGCCAGAAGUGGCUUAGUCAUGCUGGCCACAUGACCCGGAAGCUGUACGCCGGCUCCCUUGGCCAAUAAAAUGAGAUGAGCGCCGCAACCCCAGAGUUGGUCACGAUUGGACCUACCGUAAUGGUCAGGGGUCCCUUUACCUUUACCUUUUUAACUAGAUGACAACAGGAAGCUGAUAAGGAAGAUCUCCCCACUUACAGUUCCAGGCAACUCACAUUCAGAGAAACAUCUUUAGCUCAAGCUGCCCAUCGAGGUUUCAAAGUUAAGUGAAGAACAUGACAUAUCUUGUUUUCCUGCUUUGGUCAAGCAUUUUGUGUGUUAGCCGUGCUGGUAAUACAUGCUGUUAUCUUUCUGGACGCUGUUCAAAUAAGGCUGUUUCCUGGAACUUACAUAUUUAUGAUAACCUCAGGCCAUCUGCUGAUCUGCCACCAAUCUCACAACCCAGAUAAAUAUAUAUAUAUAUAUCUAACAUGAGCCUUUCUUAUCAUGAAAACACUAUUUCUAAUAAUAUGUCUUAUAUGCAUGAGGUUUUUUUGUUAAAUGAAAUGAACACUUUUAAAUCUCUUCACACCCAAAACCAAGCUUGGGGAUGGGAAUGAAAACUAUCAAAUUCUUUUCUUGGUCUGUGCAACAUAAACAAGCUGAUAAACAAUAUGUAAAUGAAGAUGUUUUAAGGCACUGCACAUGCAUGUGUGUGUGUAUAUAUGUAUAAAUUAUAUAAAAAUUAGGCAUCAUGUAAAAAGUCUUGAGAAAGCUAUUACUUUUAAGCCAGACAUGGUCUUUAAGUUGACUGAUAAAAAUAUAUGCAAUUAUGUUAAUGGGGUUUUGAAGCUUUAAGAAAAAUAAAUGACUUCUGCUUUUAGAUUAUGAAUAGUAAAAAUAUGACAGAAGCUGUAGGACUUACGACACACCAGUUCUAAAUAUUUGACAGCGUGUCUGUCUUUGGGGUAUAGUAUAGCAUCUCUACAAUAUUAAUAUGAAAUAAUUAGUGCAUUAUAAUUAGUGCAACUACAACACAAUGGUUAGUGCAUCCCAUCUUAAGCAUUGAUGCUGCAAGUUAGGAGAUGUAGCGAGUUUGGAGAUCAAGGCCUAAAAAGAUUAUUUUCUAACAUAUUCAAAAAGAAUGUGACUUAAGAUAUAAUAGCUCUCUUUCUCACUCUGCAUGGGUGUGUGUAUAUAUGUGUGUGUGUGUGUGUAUGUAUGUGAAUAAACAAUACAGUGGUGCCUGGGGUUACGAACUUAAUUCAUUCCAGAGGUCCGUUCUUAACCUGAAACUUUUCUUAACUUGAGACACCACUUUAGCUGCGGCAUGAUUUCUGUUCUCAUCCUGAAGCAAAGUUCUUAACCCGAGGUACUAUUUCUGGGUUAGCAGCGUCUGUAACCUGAAGCGUCUGUAACCUGAAGCAUCUGUAACCCAAGGUACCACUGUAUCCUGCCAUGCCCAUCAAUCUUGAAAAUGUCCAUCAAUCUUGAAAAGCUUGAAAGAUGCACAAAUGUGGGAUACUGUCACCUCUCUUGAAUGUGUGAUGUACACAAUACAUGGGAGUAGUGCUUCAUCUGAUACACCUCAAGUGGAGGACUGACUGAUUAGUUGAAGCUUUGGCACUGAUGGAAGCUAUAGCUGUUUUCAUAAAUUGGGCUGUGAAUCUUUGGAUGCAGGGCUGAGAAACGUUCACAUCUCCUCCUUCCCACCACAUGGACAAGGACAUGGUUGGAAACAUGGUUGGAGUCAUCUUCAUGGCCUGUCGGCUUGCCAGGCUGCCAAUACCUUGGCAGCACCAUCAAAGCAGGUGCACAGGCAUCCAAUAGAAAGAAUGUAAAGCUCUCUGUUGCCCAGGAGUAAGAGAAACAGAGAAGCCUGCAAGAUGCAGGCAGGGAAGAAGGUGUGGAGAAAAGAAAGUCCUUUCUUAGACUGGGUGAUGGGACUGAGUGGCGGACAGUUUGGUCACUGCCUUCUAAGACUUCAUGUCAUUCAUGUCAAUCUCAGUAGCCCUCUUCAGUACAGUACAGUACAGUACAGUACAGUGUGUGUGUGUGUGUGUGUGUGUGUGUGCGCGCACACACACACACACACACACACACCAUAAUUAUUUGGGGAUAGUAAACCACAGAGCCUAGGACUUGCCGAUCAGAAGGUCAGCGGUUCGAAUCCCCGCGACGGGGUGAGCUCCCAUUGUUCGGUCCCAGCUCCUGCCAACCUAGCAGUUCAAAAGCACACCAGUACAAGUAGAUAAAUAGGUACCGCUCCAGUGGGAAGGUAAAUGGCCUUUCCGCCAUUCUGGUUUCACCAGAAGUGGCUUAGUCAUGCUGGCCACAUGACCCAGAAGCUGUCUGUGGACAAACGCUGACUCCCUUGACCUGUAGAGCGAGAUGAGAGCCGCAACCCCAGAGUCGUUCGUGACUGGACCUAACGGUCAGGGCUACCUUUACCUUUUAAAUAACUUGCAGAGCCUACACAAAUAGAGAAGGCUCCCUGCAUCAUAUUUUCAGCCUUCAACUUGUGGAGAUGAGGGCAUGUGGUGGGGCUGGGGCAAUGGAUUCAUUCUCAAGACUCUGCCUCCUACCACAGCAUGUGGGUUUAUGUGCACAUUAAGCUGUACACCCAAAUAAAUCAGAGGUCCAGCUCCAAUGGAUGUGAUUCCAUUGCUUUCUCCGCAUUCAGUCAACAUGUGGAAGGAAAGCGUGAACAGGGCUAGAGUGUCCUUCCUCACACUUCUGGAUUCCCAGGACAACAGGCGUUUGGAGCAGCUUCUCGUUUUCUGGAUGAUGUGUUGGACCAGGAUGGUUUCCCCCUUGGCAUGAUGUCUUGGAGGGAAGAGGCUGUGACCUCUCAGUGGCCCUUGAUCCUCUGGCAGGGGGCAGGAGUUGGAGUGCUCUUCUUCUUGCUUCUCCAGUUCUCAGGGCAACCUAUGUGUUAAAGUCUAUCAUUUGUUAUUCAUUCAUUAAUUGGGAACUAACACAUUGUAAGUAGCUAAGCUACCUUUGCAAUACUUUUAUGGCCUGAAGAUUCCUGUGGCUUUGAGAAGCAUUUCUGCCAUAUUAACAAGAACUUGUUAUUCCUUAACGAGGCAAUCCAAGACAAGCUUCUAAAUAAGCGAAAUACUUAUUUGUGCGGAGAAUAGCCAUUUUAAUUAGAUGUUUCUAGAGACAGCGGAAUAAUGUCCAUUGUAUCAGGUCACCUUUAAUCACAUUCAGGAAGAGGUGUUCGUAAAGCUUGAGGCAACGCAAGCAGGGCAAUGUGUAUAUUAAUGUUCUGCUUCUACAUGCCAAUUUCUUAACUCCUGCAGCUGUUCCAGAAAAGCACUGUCCCUUAAUCUAAUCCUAGUUGCCCUUUUGGCCUCAUUCUUGUGCCCUAUCUAUUUAAUGAUCCUUCUCAUUCGUCUCUAUCCCUUCUGUUGGUCACAACAGGGUUUUGGGGCGUGAGGGUGGGGAAUCCACCCAGUGAGAGAACCUGUUGAUUUCAAGGGAAACCAAAGGUUCCUCAAACCUGAGGAACUCCUCUUAACAUUUAGCCACCAGUCUAGCUUUAGGUUGAUGUACUGUCUUUCACCUGUUCUUUUAUUUGUGUGUAUCAAAGAAGGAUAUCAGGAUCUUUUGAUUCUGAUUUUAAACAAAGAGCAUUUCUAUGUUGCAUCUGAACUGUGGGUUUAAUGCUAGUGACUGAGAACACACCAGGAUUGUGCUGUGGUUUCAGUGAUGGGGAGCUAUAGUUUGUUUAAACAUGGGUGGACAAAAACAAAGAGGUAGCAACAGGAGGGAGAAGUAUGCAAACCUAGUGCUCAUGCAAGCACAGAGCAAGAAACCAUGGUUUCCUGCUAUGUCAGAACUAGGCCACCAACUAGGAGCCAUUGAUAGACUUCUACCUUCUCUUGCUGUUGUUCAUCUGUGACUGGUUUUCAGAGGCAUGGUGCUCUUGGUCUUGGAAGUGGUGUACAGGCAUUAUGAUUUGCAGUAAUUGAUAGCCUUUUCCUCCACAACUAGGUCUCUUUUUAGAGCCUUCUAAGCCAGUGGCCAUCACCACAUCUUGUGGCAGUGAAUUCUGUAAUUCGCCUCAGGCGCUUCUCUUCUCACUUAAAUUACCUGAAGUUCUUUGUAAGGAUUUCUGUCUAAUAUGCAUGUGUUAGAUUGAAUGGAUUUUCAGAGGAGGAGGAAAUAGGUCUGUCCCCUUGUUAACCUGAGAAAAAUAAUUUAGUUUCUUCCAAGGUAUCACCAUUAUAAGCAAUAUUAUGAUUCUAAAACUUGUCCUUAUUUUUUAAAAUCAUUUUUAUACCACUCUUGAUUUAAGAACAAACAAAACCAAGAUGGUUUGCAGCACAUAAAUAUCCAUGGUAUGGAACAUGCUCCCUGCUGGCUUUUGUUUAAACAGGCACUCCCUUGAACUGAGCCUCCUGUUUUAAUUGCUAUGUUUUUUCAGCUGGAUUGUUUUAUUGCCUAUUUUAAUUAUGGGUGUUCAUAUUUUAAUGUUUGCGUAACUGUUUUUUAUACUUUGUUAACCAUCUAGAAGCCUGUUUGGCAAUAAGUGGAAUGAAUAUAUAACAACAACAAUAAAUAUAAAAAUCUAAUAAUUACAGUAAAUACUGCAACAGCUGCAGUAGCUGGACAAUUCUCAGUAGCUUAUUAUUGAAGGCCUAGUUGAAUAAAUGCAUUUUUAGGAGGUGCCAGAAACUCAGCAGAGUUAGCACCUGCCUUAUUUCAAGGCGGAGAUGAUUCCACGAGCCAGCUGCCACAGCACAAAGCCCUGCCCCACAGAUGGAAAGUCAAGUGGACUCUUGCAGGCUGUGACACAGCCAGGAGGGCCCAGUAUACCUGAAGGAGCGUUUCCACCCCCAUCGUUCUGCCCAGACACUGAGGUCCAGUCCUGAGGGCCUUCUGGCGGUUCCCUCGCUGCGAGAAGCAAAGUUACAGGGAACCAGGCAAAGGGCCUUCUCGGUAGUGGUGCCUGCCCUGUGGAACGCCCUCCCAUCAGAUGUCAAAGAAAUAAACAACUAUCUGACGUUUAGAAGACAUCUGAAGGCAGCCCUGUUUAGGGAAGUUUUAAAUGAUUGAUGUUUUAAUGUACUUUUAAUUUUUUGCUGGAAGCCACCCAGAGUGGCUGGGGAAACCUAGCCAGAUGGAUGGGGUAAAAAUAUGUUGUUGUUGUUGUUGUUGUUGUUGUUGUUGUUGUUGUUGUUGUUGUCAUCAUCCUGAGGUCUCACAAAUCAGGCAGGUCUGUAUGGGAACAGGGGCUCCUUAAAGUAACCAGGUUGCAAAUUGUUUUAGGACUUAUCAGUGACAGAACCUUAAACCUGGUCGAGUAGCAAGUUGGCAGCUAGUGCUGUUCUUUGAAUGUCACCUGUUCACAAUGCUGCUCCAGUUAACAGUCAAACUGCUGGGUUUACCUCAGGCUGCAGCUUCCAGAUCAACCUUCAUUUAUACCAGCCAUUCUAGAAGGGUGGUUUAUAAACUAUAGGUGAAGUUAAUUUUCUCACACACCCCUCCAAAAAAUAUGCUCCUCAAAAAUUUGUAGAAUUUUUGCUUUUCAUUUAACAUUGCGAUGGUAUUGAGCUUUUUACAGCAAUUGAUGGCUAACAAUUUAUGAAGUUUUGAUCCAUGCCAGAUCAAAGGAAUUCAAGACGUGCAUGUCUGAAGCUCUUUGUUUUGAGGAUAACAUUUCACAUUUCUGGUUUGAAUUCAAAUUCCCAAGGCAAAGUGAAAUUUCACAUCAACAUUUUAUGUGAUGCAGUUGGGUGAAUUUACUUGGAUUACUUGUGCAUUUGUCUCUGGUUAGAACUGAUUAGUUUUGCAGGAGGGUUCUGCCUCCAUGGUCAGAAGCCAGCGAGGAGGCUAGGGGAAAAUUAGCUGUGGGGUCUCAGAGCGGGUAAUCUUCAUAAAAGGGGAGGGGGAGGGAAGAGAAGAGAAGGGAAGGGAAAUAAAAGAUCAGGCUGAGUUCAAAUUAAAGGCCAGGCGGAAUAGCUCUGUCUUACAGGCCCGACGGAAGGAAGUUAAAUCCUGCAGGGCCCUGGUCUCAUGGGACAGAGCAUUCCACCAGGUUGGAGCCAUCACUGAGAAGGCCCUGGCCCUGGUGGAGGAUAGUCUGACUUUCUUAGGGCCUGGGACCUCUAAACUAUGGUUAUUCAUGGACCUUAAGGUCCUCUGAGGGGCAUACCAGGAGAGGCAGUCCCGUAAAUGUUUGUGGAGUUAUACUGCGGAAUACUGUUUGCCUGUGGCAAACUGUAUCCCUUACCCCUUUAAAAUUUUGCUUUUCAAAAUCUCUCUCUUUACACAUGCAGAAGAGAGCCCUAGGUAGGUUGGUUACAUGGAAAGGAAGCCUUUCAGUUGCUCUGCACUUUGCUCCAGAAGUGGCUAAGCUGUGGCCUGUCAAAUUGUUGUUGGACCACUGCCCCCAUUGGCUGGCCAGCUUGCCCCAUGGUCCUUGGACUACAGCUCCCAUCAUCUGGAAGGUGGUGGACUUUCCUUCACUGGAAGUUUUUUAACAGAGGUUGGAGGGUCAUCUGUAAGAGAUUCUUUAACUGUCCUUCCUGCAUUGCAGGGGGCUGGACUAGAUAACCCUUGAGGUCCCUUCCCGCUCUACAAUUCUAUGAUUCUGUCCCGGACCACUGGUCAUGCAGACCACAGGUUAACAACCCCUGCUUUUAACCCCAAAGAGGAACAGCUGGUCGAGACCUUUGGAUGUCAUCGGAUCAGGUCCUUGUCCAGGAGCAAAUACAGGAACCCUGUAACUUUGGCCACUUUUAAAAUUAAACUUCAGAGCCAUAUAACAUUACAACACAGGAUUCUAAUAUAAGCCUGUGAGAAACUGUGGGCUGCUUUUAUGAUUCUUGCAGCAUUAUCUGUCUCUGAUGAUGAUUUUAUGUAGCUCUUGAUUCAUGGCUGCAGAAUGGGAUCCAGUGGAAUGUAAAAUGCCAGUUAUGUUUUUAAAGCCGUAAUUCAAGAGCGGCAAUAAAGGAGAAAGGUUCGUUUCCUCUCCGCUUGCAUCUUCACACAUGGGCCUGCAUGAAAAAGAAUAUAUAAGCAUUCAGUCUUCGAAUAGCCAUGCAAGCAAGGUGGCAAUAUUAAACCUUUGAAAGUGUUCUUUCAGAUUUCUUUUUUUAAAAAAAGUUUUUGGGCUGUUUAGACUUUAUGGGUCAUUAUUUUAUGGUAAACAAGUGGAUUUUUAAACUUGGAACAGUUGGGAUAUUGUUCUCAUCUGUUUCAUCUGAACAAGCCCAAGACAAUUGUGAAAAGCGAUGCAAGGCCUGCUAUAAAAAUGAGCAAAACUCUGAAAGUAAUUAAACAGCAUUUUCAAGGCCGAAGGCCUUUCCGGAGGAUUAAUGACUAGCUGAGAAGCACUUGAUAGCCUCCACCCAGGACAUUAAGCCAGCCUGAUUGCUUGAAACAUCUUCCGGCAGUCCAGUCAUCUUAGAUUUUAAUGCAUGCCUCUCAUAUUAAAAUGUCAUUUCUUGUUUCCAGACAAAGUAGAUUGCUCUCGACGAAGCCACCUCUGCUGCCUUUGCAGUUCUAUAAAAUGCAUUUGCAGAUUAUCACAUCGUUCUUGAUGAACGAGGAGGGAGAGAGAGCAGUUGCUCAUGUUGUUCCUCUUGAGAAAUCAAGAAUAACUAUGGGCUCCCUUGCGCUGAUCUUUGCUACCAUUCAUCUUGAUUUGGUGCGACUUUAGCCCACAUUUUUUUUGCCUGCAGUGUCUGCACAAGAAGCACAUCUCAGAGGCGGCGUGUUCCAUUACGAAUUCCAUUAUGAAUUCAAUUAUUCUCGAAAGAAUCCCAUUUUGAGAAGAGAUCAAAUCAAACUUCUAGUGUUACAAAGUAUGCACUGAAUUAUCUUUUUAAUUAAUACUGGGACUUCUGUGGCUCAGUCAUGUCCUUGUGCCCUCCCUCAAAAGCAUUUGUCAACUCCCCUUAUACAAAAGGUAAUGCAUGUACCCAGAUGAGCCAAUGUUCCACUGGUUUGUUUAUAGAUAAUGCUCAAUUCAUCUCUUGAUCCUUUUGUCCCAGGACUUUUUAAAUGGAUGAUUUGCAGGGUUAAGUAGCAGAGUGGCCCUUUAAUGAAUCAUCAUCAUAAUCAUCAAUAAAUAAAUUUAUAGACUGAUUUAUGGCAUAAAGCUGUAGGAAGAGAUUUACAGGGUGAAAAUAGAAUAAAACACAGAAACACAAACCCUAAGAACAAUAAAGUCUAUGCAACAAAUUCUAACCCAAUAAAGCCAUCCAUACAAAUUCAAAAAAGAAAAAGAAAAUAUUUCAUCAAAUAUAAAAUUGAUCUUCCAUAAAUGACUGGGUUAUACCUUACAGAAAGCCUUCCUAAACAAAAAUGUCUUUAGUGGGCACCUAAACACCACCAUGCUAGGUGCCUGUCUAAUUUAGGCUGGUAGCAGAUUCCAAAGAGCUGGCACUGAAAGCCCAGUUUUUAACACAAGCAACAUUCACCUCAAGGGCAAUGUCCCAUAUCAUGGGCAAGGCAGUCUCCUAGAUACCUGAUUCCAAAUUUAUGGCUUUAAAUGGGCUGAAGGGUAGAGCUGAGUGGAAUGAACUGAGAGGCAGUGGGGACAAAAUGAAGGGGAUUUAAUAAUGGAUGUAUGGCUCAAGAUAGAAAGAAACGGGAUCAUAAAGUGGCUAGGACUCCUUUCUCAGGUGUAAUACAAAAAGAUUUCAGAUGAAGUUCUACUGUGGUGGUGGAGAGAACUAGAAGCAAGUGAACCAUUUUAUCCAGAACUUCCAUUGGCAAAGUGGAAGUGAGGGUGGAUGAGGACUUUCAUGCUUCUCCACCUGUUUUGCAGGUUAAAAAAAAGUCAGGGAAAAUCUCUGUCCAGUUUGGGGACAUGUGUGGCUGGUCUAAACCAUUCCUUCUGAUCCAAACCAUUUCCUGGUCUUUCCCUGGUAUACCCCUGAACCACCCUGAUGCCCCCCACUUCCUUGAUUCCUACCAAGAUCAGAGCUUGGGCGUUUGCCAAGACAAGGCAAGUGAGGUCUCUGAGGCAACAGAAGAGAGGUAUCAGACAUCUCAUCUCCCUCUCCAGUGGUGGAACUCGCUCCCUGAUGUUGUAAAGAGAGAUCCAAUAUAUUUUUGGGUUCAGAACAUCCAGAAGCCCUAGUUUUGCAGCAUAAAUUUGGUUUGUGCUUCUAAAGGAAAGAGAUUUGGUGGCCUUAGAGAGAGGUAUGUGAACAAAUUGGUUAUGGUCACUUAGUGGGAAGAGGAUACAAACCAUAGAGGUUUCAGCUUAUAUGAUUGCCUUCUGGAAUGUUGUAUCCAUCCCAGAGCUUUAGGGAUAGGGGCAAGUAUAAAACCAAACUAAACAUUAACAGAUUCAGAAUCAUAAGAAAUGCAUAAGGGCUUCAUGGUGAAACUAUGUAGCAAAGAGCCCUGCACCCUUUAUACCUGUUCUUUUAGAGUAAGCAUUAGGACCCAAGAGAUUUGUAAAACUGCAUCAUGACGCUUAUCUCUAUUCAGAAUUGCAUUGUCACCUGUAUACAAUAAUGUCCAAGAUGAAUCAAACUGAACCCUUAAAAUAAGGGCAUUGGAACCUUGAAAUAAGAACACAAAACAUUGUAGGAAUGGAUGUCACACGUACAGGGCAUAUUUUGGAACUGGGCCAGCUCCCGGCACCCUGACAAAAGAGAUACCUACUUGUGUAUUAAGUUCUAGCUGACCUAAGCUGGCAGAGAUGUCCUUAGUUUUAUUUUUCAUUUCUUAUGGGUCACUUCCCACCCAAUUUCUAUUUGUAUACAACAAGUCUCCACUUUGCCGGCUUGGAGCACCCACUACUGUCAAAGCCGCUUUGAUUAAUCGACCACUCCAAUCCAGUGCUGUGCUCCUUUUCUUGGUGAAGCUUUUGGCUCAUAUCUGAUCUAAGGUCACCCACGCUACUUAUUUUCAGUGGACUUUAAUCUCCAUACAGAUGUGGCCUCUGACACCCACCAAAGAAUUUAGUGUGCUGUACAGUCUGCUCCUGUGCUGUCAGCAUUUUCCUUUGCUAGUACACAUGAAAGGUCAUGGUUUUGAUUUAGCUAACUUCUUGGGUCUCUCAUUACCAGAACUUGAGGUCACACACCUUGAUUUCAAAUACACUUCUAGUUUAUUGCACCCUUAUGAUUCCACACCAAUAAAUUGCUUGUAAGACGCAGGUGGUUUCCUCAGCUUGUCACUUUUCAGCAUGAAGGGUAGCAAAGUGGAUCGGUAUUUGUUUUCCACCUAUAAUACAAGCACAUGGUAAAUAUAAAUAAAAUCUCCACACCUUUGUCAUGCUAGGAACCUUGUCCCUGUCAAACUGUUCUUUUGUCUUUAAACUCCUUCUUGAUAUUCUUCCACAAAGAUUCUGAACUUCACAGACUCUCCCAGCUCACUAAGCCCUGUUUUCAGCUUACUGGAAUGCAGUACAGUGGUACCUCGGGUUAAGUACUUCAUUCGUUCUGGAGGCCUGUUCUUAACCUGAAACUGUUCUUAACCUGAAGCACCACUUUAGCUAAUGGGGCCUCCUGCUGCUGCCAUGCCACCAGAGCCCGAUUUCUGUUCUCAUCCUGAAGUAAAGUUCUUAACCUGAGGUAUUAUUUCUGGGUUAGCGGAGUCUGUAACCUGAAGCGUAUGUAACCUGAAGCGUAUGUAACCUGAGGUACCACUGUAGUACUGGCACUAUAAACUUUUUGAGUGCCACUGUGUCAUACCAUUUAAGAGGUUAAUCAAGAACACACUGUCUUCCACCCAAUUUUAAGGACUUUAUUCUUCAACAUGCGAAUUUAUAGCGAGCGCCUUCCACUUUCUAUCCUUCCCUGAUAUCUCACGGAAUUCACUCUCUAUGAUCUUCUCCAUUCCUACUUCUCAGCUCCACUGGCUUGCCGAGUUGUGGCACACUGAUUACAAGAUGCUUUGAGGCUAUUCAUGAGCUGGUCUCUCCUGCAGUAAAGCUGUGCCACUCAAAGAAAGAGCUGGAAGCUUUUGUUGCUUGGGAAACGAUUGGGUGUCAAAUGGGCGGGAGAGGAAACCCACCAGCUUUCUUUUCUGUUCAUUCUUUUUGAAACGCUCUGCCUUGGAGCACUUGACUGCAGGCUGCAAAACAGGUAGCCGACAUUGGCAGCUAGCCUGUUUGCUGAACGGAUGGCUUUUGGCAUUCAAAGGUUGUAGGCAGUUACUCCAGAUCCAGAACAGGGCCUUUUUGAAAUCUGAACAUGGGUGAGACAAAGGCAUGAAGAGCGAUUGUGCUGACUCUGGGCUUGCUCACUACAACCAAGUAUCAAAGAGCAAACAUGAAAAAAAUCAUCCAACCAGGAGAGACUGCAAAUUAUGACAGCUUGGUAGCCAAGCUCUAGCUUUUACUAGCCCACCAUGACAAUGAGUGACUCUAGAGCUCCCAGCUGAGCAGUGCUCAUUUCAUCUCCUCAUUAAUAACCUUCGUAAAACCUUUCUGUUUAGCAAGGCUUUUGGAAUACCAAUGGUUUUAAGAUCCUCCAUUGAUUUGUGUUUUAACUUGCUAUACUGAACAGUUUUUUAUCCCUGGACAAUGUCUACUUGUUUGAAUGGCUGCCUUCCCCCUUUUCGUAUUUUGUUCCUUAUAGUAAAUUUGUUGUUGUUUCCUUGAGUUUUUAAAGGAGAGAUGGAAAUGUUUUAACUAAAUGAAAAGAGAGCCAGAAAUGAAAUAUUUCCCCAUAGGGGAAUUACUCUAUCCCUUUAACCAUUUUGCUUGCCUUUUCCUGCACCAUUUCCAGCUCAAAAAUAUUCUUUUUGAGAUGAAGCAAGCAGAACUGUUUGCAGUCUUCCAAGUGUAAUUAAACCAUGGAUUUGUGUAGAGGCAUUACAAUAGCAACAGUUUUAUUUUUCCUCCCUUUCCUAAUGACUCCUGGCAUGGGGUUUGCCUUUUCUGCAUCUGCCACAGGCCGAAUCAACAUUGUUGUCAAGCUGUCCUCCACAGCUCCACACACUGGAUUGAUGUUUCCAUUGAGUUAUCCGUUACUACCCCAAGAUUUUGGUCUAUUAUCAGCAGUUCAGAGCCUGCUAGUAUGUAGCUAAAGUUGGGUUUGUUUCUUUGUGGUCCCUACUUUACUCUUACUGACACUGAACCAUAUUUCCCUUUGGAUUGACCAUUUCCCUUUUGGAGUGUUUUGAACUCCUUUUUGUUUUUAACACCCUGAAUAAUUUGGUAGCAUCACACUUAGCCAUCUCACUGUUCACCCCUGAAUCUAGGUUAUUCCUGAGCAAGUUGAAAAGCACCAGUCCCCACAACUUAGCACACUAGCACACCUCCACUGUGACAACUGUAUUCCUACUGUCUGCUCCUUGUUCUUGAACCAUUGAUAAAGUUGAGCUGCCUUUAAUGAGCGACUUUGUCAAAAAGCCUUUUGAAAGCUGGAGGAUAUAAUGUCUGCUAGAUCAUCUGUAUCCACAUUCUUGUCAACACUCCCAGUGAACUCUAAGAAGUUAGUGAAAUGGGGCAGAGCUUUGCAGAAGCCACGUUGAUUCUUCUCCAGCAAAACUUCUUAGCUCAAGCGAUCUGGCUGUGUCUUUACCGAAAAUGGGAAAUAAGGUAUUUGACAGGAUUUGUGUUGAGUUGGCAUGGACGGGCAUCUCCUGACAAGGCCAGGGUCUUAGAUGGGCCCAUCGCCAUGCCUACCACCCCCACAAUGCCCAGCACUGCUGCUACCUGCAACACCACUACAUAUUGCCACUGUCAAUCAUGCACCUCCAUCAUUCCUACUGGACUGGGGCUUCAUCUGCACUAUACAGUGGUACCUCAGGUUACAGAUGCUUCAGGUUACAGAUGCUUCAUGUUACAGACUCUGCUAACCCAGAAAUAGUACCUCGGGUUAAGAACUUUGCUUCAGGAUCAGGAUGAGAACAGAAAUCGCAGCAGCAGCAGCGAGAGGCCUCUUAAGCUAAAGUGGUACCUCAGGUUAAGAACAGUUUCAGAUUAAGAAUGGACCACCAGAACGAAUUAAGUUCUUAACCCGGGGUACCACUGUACAUGUGGAGUCAUAUCAUCCCAUUUUAAACAGUUAUGGCUUCUCCCAAAGUACCCUGGGAACUGUUCAGGGUGCUACGAGUUGUUUGUUGACUUGGUGUAGUGGUUAAGAGAAAUAGACUCGUAAUCCGGUGAACCGGGUUCGCAUCUCCGCUCCUCCACAUGCAGCUGCUGGGUGACCUUGGGCUAGUCACACUUCUCUGAAGUCUCUCAGCCCCACUGACCUCACAGAGUGUUUGUUGUGAGGGAGGAAGGGAAAGGAGAUUGUUAGCUGCUUUGAGACUCCUUCGGGUAGUGAUAAAGUGGGAUAUCAAAUCCAAACUCCUCUUCUGUUCCUCCCCACAGAGCUACAAUCCCCAGAGUUCUUUGGGAAGAGGGAUUGACUGCUGAACCACUUUGAGAAUGGCUGUUCUGUGAAGGGAAUUGGGGGGUCUCCUAACAACUCUCAGCAGGCUUAUCAAACUACAUCUCCCAGGAUUCUCUGAGGGACACCACGGCCACUUAAGUGGUAUGAUACUGCUUUAAGUGUAUAGUGCAGAUACUGCUCAGAUUGGUAGAGUGGGAUGAAUUUCUCCAGCCUUCCCCUCACAUGUUUCUUUGUACUCUUGUCAAUUGAAUGCCCUGAUAGGACACACCACAUGCCAUACCGCAUAUAAGACCCAGCCAAUGACAUCUUGUUUUCUCCCUUUUGGCACAUCUGCAGUUCUCCAUUUGUUAGUUUCUCCAACCCGCUCUCUCCCCCUCCCCACAUUACUCUCUGCAGACAGUUGUUUUGAAGUGCCUCUGACUUAUGUGAGACCGCAGCUGUCAUCUUCCAGCAUUCAGCUCUGUGGUGAAGCACAAUGCUCCCAUUGCUGUAAUUUAUCUGCACUUUAGCUUUCAAUGUGAGUUGUUUCAAUUUCAUACAAUACCUGCCGUAAAUUUACCCGGUGCUCAGUGAUCAUAGUAUAUAUCUGCGUCGAUACCAAAAUACAUGUGUAGGUAUGGUUGGUGCUGGCAGGAGGUGGGGGAGAGCUCUUGUCCAAGCGGUGAAUCAGUUGAAUGGCACAUAUCUCAUAGCCAGGCUUAAGCUUUUCAGUGACCUCUGCGAGCAAACCAACAACAAUGGCUUUACUCAAAUUUUGCUUUCAGUGCCUUUCUGAGAGGAGAAUAGGAGCAAUCAAGAGAAUAUUUGAUCUCACUGCAGAAAAAAUAAAAAUAAAUGAUGGUCCAACCAAACUUAUCAAUAAGCUCCCCAGUCUCUGAGCAGUGAGAGAUCCUGGGGGUUACAAGAGCUUUUCCAGGAUCCAGUUCCCUCAGAAUGAAGAUCAUGGGUAUCUUUAGGGAAUAUGGGGUGUAUGGCAUGUUAAGGUAGUACCUCUGGCGGGAGACACACCGUGCUCCUUCUGGGGUAGUUUGUCCACCUUUGGUCCCCACCCUACACUCAGCUCUCACCUGUGGCUCCUAGAAGCUGCCAGCAUACAACAGCGAACAAACCCCAGGAAACUGCUUUAACUGGCUGGCUAAAUCAGGUGAGGGUAGCCAAUGGGUCUCAAAACCUUGGUGAUUUAGGGACUUCCCCUGCAUACAAAGACAGGCUCUGGCAGAUUGAGCGGAUGAGACCAAUAGUAGGUUCAAUGGUCAAGAAGGCAGCUUCUGCACAUGAUGUAGUGGGAGGUGAGGGGCAGAUGGGGCUUGUCAACCUGGUAGGGUAGCAGAAGGCUUUGAUCCUAAACCUCUGCCCAGGAUCUCCACACACACAGUCCAGGAUUGUGUACCGGAGAGGUUACUUGGGUGCUGCUAACACACCAGUUUGACUUCAACUCCAGAGGUACAUUCCAUUGUCUCUUGAGACAGAUGGAUGCCAACAACAGUAUCCCACUUGAGCACAAUGCGAACAGCAUUAACAACCCCCAUAGAUCUUGCUUCCCUUUCAGGUAUCCAUGAGAGCUCCCAAUUCCAGCGCAGAGCAAACACAUCUCUCUCUGCACCUUCAGCCUGCUUUAAGGACCACACCUAGCACCAACGCUGGCUAUUUAUUGUUCUUCUACCUAGAAUCCCACAGCCUCCAGCCAAGUGAGGACAGUAGGGAGUAGUGACUCCCAUCUUUCCUGGAGAGCACCGGCACUUAGUUCAUUCUUUGAUAUGCUGAUGAGCACUUAACUGGCCAGCCAAGCCAUUACCUGAAGGAAGGAACUGGUUUGACAAGCUUCUCCUUUUACACUCUACCCUCAGAUACAGGAUCACAAGGUCUGGAUCCAGGAUUUCAUCCAGACUGACAACCCCACCCCGAAUAAUAUCACAAGCACACUAAGACCCAGUUCGUAUGUUAGAAGUUGUGGUUCAUAUGAGAAGUACAAUACAAUUUUAGAGAAGUCGGUGAAAGAAGAUAUAUAGCCCAGUUUGUUCAAGUUGCCAUGGUGGUGCCAUGCAGUUCCUGCCUUGUGUGUUACACUGCUUAGCAAGCAGGCCGCUAUCAUAACAUCACGACAAGCACAAAUAUAGAUGUAUGGAUAAUCUCUAACAAUGAAAUCAGUUCCACUUAAAUAGGAUAUUCCAAAACUGAUACAUGAUACUGUGUAAGAUCUUCUAAUCUAGGCAGCACUAAUGUUUCAUUGUAAUUAUAUUUUCAUACCCUUUUUGAGUAUCUGGAGGUCCUCAUGGAUUAUGAGGGUCAUUAGGACCAGAGGCUCUCAAUGUUUCUUUUUUUUUUUAAGUACAGGCGUCCCCCCCACUUAUGUGAGGGUUACGUCCCAGGCCCCCGUGUGCAUAAGAGGAAUUGUGCAAAGUGGAGAGAAGCCUCUAAAUACCUAUUUUUCGCUGCUCUCCAACUGUCUCUCCAGUCCAGACCAAAAUAUAUAGAAUUUAAGGCCUGGAGAUGGCUGGAGGCAGUGCAAGAAAGCAGCUGCUCCUACAUUAUCUCACAUGUCAGCAGUUUAGCAGGGAGGCUGAGCAGCCCAAACAAACCCCACUGUGCCUCUGGUCUCCUUGGGGCUUCCUCCACCCUCAGUGACGUCCUCUUGGGGCUCAGGGGAGAGUCUCCACAUGAGGACUCUCCAGCUCUCUCCCACCACUUCCUGACAUGAUUCUAUUUAUUUCUCCCCCAGGGCCGCAUAUAUGUGGUCACGUGUGAGUAGAAUGUGCAUAAAUGGUGGUGGUGGCUAAUAUUGUUAUGUGUUCCUCAUUUUCCUCAGUGGUGGCAUCCCAGGGGCACUCUAAUAAGUUUAGUUGCCUUUGGAGUGCUGCAAACUUCAUUGGGUUGUAGCAACAUCUAAAGGUAAAGGGAAAGCCGCCCAGAGUGGCUGGGGAAACUCAGCCAGGUGGGCGGGGUAUAAAUAAUAAAUUAUUAUAAUAUUAUUAUUAAAGGGACCCCUGACAGUUAAGUCCAGUCGCGAAUGACUCUGGGGUUGCGGCGCUCAUGUCGCUUUCAGGCUGAGAAAGCCGGUGUUUGUCCACAGGCAGUUUUUCUGGGUCAUGUGGCCAGCAUGACUAAGCCGCUUCUGGCGAAUCAGAGCAGUGCACGGAAACGCCGUUUACCUUCCCGCUGGAGCGGUACCUACUUGCACUUUUUGGCAUGCUUUUGAACUGCUAGGUUGGCAGGGACUGGGACCGAGCAACAGGAGCUCACCCCGUCACAGGGAUUCAAACCGCCGACCCUUUGAUCAGCAAGCCCAAGGCUCAGUGGUUUAGACUACAGCGCCACCUACUUGAUAUAAACAGAUCUUUGUCUUCUAGAAGCAAGUGGGAUCCUAAAAGCAGGCAGCAACCUUGAAGGUGCUGCAGCUAAAGCCAGGUCAUUACUAUAAAACUCCCUGUCUCUGAUUCUCUCUUGGAAGCCAACAUGCAACCUCCUUCAAACUUUCUCUGCCCCAUCCACUAAACUGGAGGGUGCCACUUUUCCAAACUCCAAUGAUGAUAGAGUGGCCACUUCUGCCUCAAUCCCCCUUUCCCACAAAUUGAAAUGCUUUGCCAAAAUAGAGGACACAGGUUUUCAUAAAAUUUGUAUAUGCUUGUAUAUGUCUUGAUUAAAAUUUCAAAGCAAUUACUGUAAUUUUAAUAGAAACACAUUACAUCACUCCAUACUGGGAAGAACGUGAGCAGAUGGCCUGUGUUCCCGUUAAGUCCGCUUUCUAGGUGUUGAUGGCGGAACUUCCAAGCUUCCCCCCCCCCCCGUAUUAUGGUUAUUGACCUUUAAACCAGAUUUGCCUUGGUCAACCCUUCAAAUAAAGAACUCUUUCAAACAGAGGAUUGUUCACUUCAAGGUAGGAGUCCCUAACUGGGAAUUACAGCCUAAAAACUUGAAAGAAGAACUCUCACUUCUCAGGAAUCAAGGAAACAUCUCCUUCCAUUAGCUCCUAUUGAGGAAACAUUAGCCAGUCAUCCCUGCCUAACAGAUUAGUCUCCAGUCUCCAUAACAAAAUCCAUUCUUGAUAGUCAUGUUGUUGUUUGCACAAUUUUAAUCUUCCGUUUAUUAACGCUUGAUAGUGUUCGCUGGAAGAUUUUAGGGAUUGAUCUUUCGCAACAGAGAAGGAUGCAGCCGUGAUCUCCUCUUAUUCAUUUCUCAACUUACAAUGAGUGCCUCGGUUUCCCAAUGGAGCCCUUUUAUUGCUAUUACUUAGGUAUCAGGCGCUUCCAUGAAAACACACAGCCUGCCAAUAAACAUAAUACAGUGGCUGUGAGAGACACUUUUAUGCUGUGAUCAACGUUUUCCCAACUUCCUGUAAAAUGUAUUAUGCAUCUCGCAGCUGUAGCAUAUUUUGUUUAAAAGUACAGUGGGGGCAGGGGAGGGUGGAAUAAAAUCUUACAUUUUUUAAAAAUACAUUAUUCAGCGUGAAAACGGAAGACUCCAUUUCCCCUUGCGUAGCUUUCAGCCCACCAACCUUGGUCUGCAUGCCAGUUAACAGAUCACACCUUAUUACAGAUGUGGAAUUUAUAGAGGCAGAGGAUCCCAGUGGCUUAGCCUUGGAUCUCUAUUUAGAUCCCAGAAUGGCACGACCCUGCAUGAUUUUGGGCAAGUUGUUUCCCUCCCCUGCCAUGUGAUUAAUAUUAGUGUUAUAGCAUGCACUAAUAAGAUAAGAUGUUAUAGAUUGUGGGGGGAAUCCCCCCCCCGAAAUUAAUAACCCUAGAAAUUAAUAAAUGAUAGGAGUUUGAUUAUUUGGGACGUGGAGAGAGAAAUAGCAACGGCAGAGGAGUUCUGAGCUAGCUUAUGCAAAAACAACCUGACCAAGUUAGAGCCAUUAAGAAACAACACAGGCCACUGAGAGCCAUUGGCAAUACAUUGGGCUCAUGCUUUCUAGUCACGGGACAAGCAGAAAUGUAGAUAAGCCCGGUGCAUGUACAUUCCACUAUACUGGAUUCCUAUACAUGCCUAUGUAGAAGUAAGUUCCAUUGAUUUCAUUGAAGCUUGUUCCCAGGUAAGUCUGAGCAGGCUUUCAGGCUUUCAGUGCUUAUUACGCACUCCUAUGAAUGGAUAUUCAGAAAUAAGUACUUUGGAGUUCACUUUCAGCUGAGUGGGUAUAGGGAUGCAGCCUUAAGUACUUAGCUCUCAUUACGGUUUCCUUUGGCGAGCAGACAGUUAGGGGGCCUUGACAUUUUGUUCUGUGUAAUGAAAGGCAAGAAUAAAAACCCAACAAAGGACAUUGCCACAGUUAUCCAGUGGUGCACUUACCCAAACAACUCCAGGAUGCUAACAAGACUAACUAGCAACAAAUUUGGAAGGAGGCUGCAGUAAUGUAGAACUUACUUGCACAUAAGAUAGGAAGUGCUUCUAUUUGACGCCCCCGCAACAGAACAAAAGCAAGCAAUGCUUUUGGCCUAACCUAGCCAGACAUCAGUUUAAUAUGAUGUUUUAUAAUACAUUCCUACCACUGAACUCAGUGGGACUUACUUCUAAGAUGUAUGGCUGUUCAGUUUUGUGAGAUUAGGGACGGGGGUUGUGCCAUGAAUUCCAAUCACGUUGCUCCUAUGAAUGGUUUUGUUGGUUGUCAAAAAGAGAUCUGAGAGUGUCAGCGUGGGCGUGGCUGUGAUAAAAUUGCCUAGAAUUUGUCACUAAACUGAUUUUUUUUUUUUUUGGGGUGGGGGAGUUUUUUCGCCUACUCUGCGCCUACUCCAACAGAGAUCCAGAGAGUCCCAAAAGUUGGAUGGCUUCCUCUGGAAGUGAAAAACGAAGUUGUUUACCAACACCUUUCCCUCCCAUUCUUGCUGUUCUGAUUUUUACUAUGUAUUCCCACCCCACCCCAGUUUGGUUUAAAUAACUGGAUUUUAUUGAUUAUGGUGGCUUAAAUCCAACAGUCACUGCAUGAGCAGAAUGAUGUCUGCUCACACUGUGACAUUUUUCCUUUCCCUGCAUUCCCCCUACCUCCCAAAAUCUUCUCUGGAGGGUUGAGGGAAGCUGCAGAGCAGAUAGGAUGGGCAGGGAGGAAGUUGAAUGAGCUGAAGUUGUUCUGUUUCCACAGUGACUUCACGGGACCCCAGUCUGUGUGUUGCACUCCAUUUUCCAUGUAAACUGCUUUGAUAAUUGGUCGCAGAGGUGAAAAGCAGGGUAUAACUUCUCCAAAUAAAUAAGCAAACAGGAUGCCUUUGGUAACCAACCGCAGUUGGCUCAGCAGAACGUCCCUUUGUCGUCAACAGGCCACCACCAAGUUAAGCAAGGGACCUGCGAAGUGGUGGCAGUGCAUCGGUGCUGCAACAAGAACAGGAUUGAAGAGCGGUCGCAGACGGUCAAGUGCUCCUGCUUCCCAGGUCAGGUGGCUGGCACAACAAGAGCGCAGCCCUCCUGCGUCGAAGGUAAGCAGCUUCAGCCCCAUUUGUCACACCGGCUUAGGAAACCCCCACCCCCAAAUCUCCUUGAUGGUUUUGAUUUCCUGCUGCCUGGGAAAAUAAUAAUAAUCCUCCCCUUUGUUAAAUUUGGACUCAUUUCUCUUUGUUAAUGAUAAUGAGUAUGUGCCUGAAUCAUGGUGUAAUUAAUCUCCUUAAUUUAUGUAUUCGCCCGUUUGGUGCCAGGAAGAUUUCUUCGUCGGUUUUAUUCCGUUUUUUGUAGUUUUGAACUGAAGAUUGUAAAGCAGAACUGGAACCAAGGGAAUUCAGUUCUCGCUUUGUUGUUCUACCAGGGAGAGGCAGGUGAUCCUCAUGACACAGGUUUUCUUGUGCCAAGCAAGGGCAGAUCAACCCAAAGGUUAACUGCACUAUGAGGGUAGCCUCAACCAAAACCAGAUCAGGGCUAUAGUUCAAUUAUCAGUGAGCAGAGCUGUGUGGUGAGUGGGCCUCUCCUUGCCCUUAUGCUGGAAUUUUCCUGAACACAUUUUCCCUUGCCACUAAUAAUAAUAAAUACUUGUUCUGCUUAGAAUAUGAGAAACAGAAUUCUCAAGCUAUAAAUAGUAUCCAUUUUGGGGGCAUUAGUAGACCUGUUUUGAAGAAGGGUUAAUUCACUCUGUGAAUUUGUAAAUUCUCAGCCAUGCUCCUGACAUCACACACUCCAGGGCCACAUUCACACCAUACUUUCAAAGGGCUGUGAUGCGACUUUAAAAGGCCACGACUCUCCCUCCAAAGAAUCCUGGGAACUGUAGCUUUUUAAGGGUCUGGGAAUUGUUAGGAGACCCCUAUUUCCCUCCCAGAACUACAAUUCCCAGAGAGGUUUAACAGUCAAUCCCUCAUCACAGGGAGCUCUGGGUACUGUGCCUCUGCGAAUUGCCCCUCUCAGUCCAGGACCUUGUUCCCUUAGAACUAAUUUAUGCCAUCAUUCUACAUGCAAAACUGGCAUUAUGUCAGUUACAUGAGGAAAUGUGGCACUGGGAGAGAUGGAUGGACCCCAAAAGUUGUUCCAUAUAGGAUCCCAGGGCACAUUUUAUUAAAUCUCAAAGCCACGUGCGAAGCUUUUAAAAACCACACACAAAUGAACAGAUGUCAUGAUGAACAUAUAAAUAAACAACAGCAGCAAUUGUGACAAGAAUGAGAGAACGAAAGCCUCUGAAAAGAUCAGAUACCUAAAGGCAAAUGAGGAAAAAAGACACGAUUUUGCUUGCGUGGGUACAGAUGUCAUUAUUGCUAAUAACGGAAUAUAUGCAAGCCUGGUUAUAAUUGCUGGUAAUCAUCACAGUAGUGCUUGGGCAGGUAAACAUCCUGAUAUCAUAACUAUUAUUAGAAUUGCUGCACCGGUUCUAUCCAUGGCCCCUUUGAUGAAAACAUGAAGGUGUUCGCUUCCUUGGGUUAAAUGCAUGUUUAUGGCUGAAAUUUAGCUUGCUGAAAAGAUUCAGGAAAUUGCUCAAUAUUUCACUUUUCCUUCCCGUUCCCUCCAGCAACUACACAGUAGCAUAUUUCCCUUUUUACGGGAUAGCUUUAUGUUAAGAAAUGGCACCUAUAAGUCUUAAUUAGGGUUUCUGUCAGCACCAGUGGAAGGAAUCUUAAGAUGUAAAAUGUGGUGAGAUUUACAUUUAAGGAAAGCAGUGCAAUGUUUUAAUAGCUUGCCGCUAAUUAAUAUUGACAUAGAAAUCAUAUUUGUUAAUCCACAUGGAAGAGACUUAUCUUCAGUUUUCAUUGCUUUCCACACAAAACCAUGACCUUUAAAAGUGAAAUAACAAAGAGCCCCGGGUUUUUCCUAACUUCCCCUGACGUUUUAAUUCUGUGAAUUAACCCAUAAAUAAAUGGAAACUCGCAACAAACACCCCACACCCCAAACACUGUAAUAGCACCAUCACCACCACCAAUCUGUACAUACAUAAAAUCCAUGUAUGAAUUGCAUUACUGCACAGAUUAAUUCAGAAGAGAAACCAAAUUUGCCUUGAAGCCAAUAUAGAUGAGCAGAUGCCUCACUGCACUAAAUAAGUGGGGCAAGAUUAUUGGCAAGUGGAUUUUGAGGGAGGGGAAUAAAUUUGUCAGCAUUGGGGCCCAGGAGAAGCCAGCAGGACAAGACCACAGGGAAGGAGCAGAUGAAAGAAGGUGUGGCAGAGGGAUGAAACCUCAGCUAGAAGGGCUUAGGAUGAGCGGAGUCAUAGAAUCAUAGAAUUGUAGAGUUGGAAGGGACUCUGAGGAAGAUCUAAUCCAUGGGUAGGCAAACUAAGGCCCAGGGGCUGGAUCCCACCCAGUUGCCUUCUAAAUCCAGCCCGAAUCAGCGUGUUUUUACAUGAGUAGAAUGUGUCCUUUUAUUUAAAAUGCAUCUCUGGGUUAUUUGUGGGGCAUAGGAAUUCGUUCACCCCCCCAAUAUAGCUCAGCCCCCCACAAGGUCUGAGGGACAGUGGACUGGCCCCCUGCUGAAAAAGUUUGCAGACCCCUGAUCUAAUCCAACCACCUGCAAUGCAGGAAUAUGCAGCUGCCUCAUACGGGGAUCAAGCCUGCAACCUUGGUGUUAUCAGCACCAUGCUCUAACCAACUGAGCUAUCCAGUCCCCUCUACUUCCAAGAGUACUGGAUGCCUUUUCCUCUCUACCUUGGCCCUCAACAGCGAAGGCAUUUUCAUUGAACACAGCCAAUUUUCUUCAUUGAAUUUAUGCUGCUCUGUUCCAUUUCAGAACUGUUUUACAUGUUUUAUAACUGGGCUAAUUUUUUAUCUGUUUAAUAGUUGUACAGUGGUACCUCAGGUUAAGUACUUAAUUCAUUCCGGAGGUCCAUACUUAACCUGAAACUGUUCUUAACCUGAAGCACCACUUUAGCUAAUGGGGCCUCCCGCUGCCACCGUGCCGCCGGAGCACGAUUUCUGUUCUCAACCUGAAGCAAAGUUCUUAACCUGAAGCACUAUUUCUGGGUUAGCGGAGGCUGUAACCUGAAGCGUAUGUAACCUGAGGUACCACUGUAUAUUCUAUUUGUUGUAACUCACCCUGGGACCUCACAGUGAAGGACAGGUAAAUAAAUAGUAAAGGAGAAGGGGUGAUUUGUGCCUUAUGCCUGCUGGAACAGACGAAAGGCCCAGCUAGUCCAUCAUUCUGUUCUCCCAGCAGCCAACCAGGUGCCUAUAGAAAGCCCACAGGCAGGUCAUGGGCACAGUAGCCCUCUCCUACUCUUGUUCCUCAGCAUCUGGUACUGGAGUUAAUAUAGACAUCACAACAAAUCUAGCUUUUGUUAAGGAAAAAUUCCGGGGAGAGAGACUACUCAACAGCCCAGCUCGUCGGGGUGCAAGUCCCCCGCAGGUCCAUGUGGUCAGUAAAAGAAGGAAGCUCCAGCCAAGUAAUUAGGAGCAAAACAGUGGUCAGUAGACCAUGAUCUUUAUUGUUGCGCCACAAGUCCCCACAGGAGUAAGAACCCCAAGCAUGGGGUGACAUCCUCUUUUAAAACUUCCCUCUUUCCCCCAGAAUACACUUUGAGCAGCUAAGUUUGUUAUUGGUAUGAGCUUUCAUGUGCAUACACACUUCUUCAGAUACAUCAGAAGUGUUCAUGCACACGAAAGCUCAUACCAGUAACAAACUUAAUUGGUCUCUAAGGUGCUACUGGAAGGAAUUUUUUUAUUUUGUUUCGACUACGGCAGACCAACACGGCUACCUAACUGUAACUAGAACUUUGAGCAGCAUAAUUGAUACAUCAUCACUACAUCACUAGCAUGUCACAAAUGGGGAGAGGUAUACAAUGGUUACACAAGUUCAACAUUAGGUCACUUUAUCAGACACCUUUCCCAACACCUCUUAAGUAUCCAUCACCAAAAGAACAAUAAAACUCUUUACAUAUCCUUGCCUUUGGUCUUGUCUGAAGAUGGGCUUUCGGAACAUCUGACUUGCUAAACUGCCUCUGCAGAUGUCUAUUGCUGCCCCCUUGGUCACUCCCCGGGUGGGGUGCUGUGUAUGUGCUCUCACGCUUGGGGAAUUAUGGCGGGAUGCCCUGUUUCUGCUUCCUACGUGACUUCCUGAACACUUUUAAGCAGUCCAAAUUGGUAGCCAUCACACCACCUUGCAGUAGUCAGUUCCAUAUUUUCAACUAUGCGAUACAUGAAGAAGUACAGUGGUACCUCUGGUUGCGUACUUAAUUCGUUCCGGAGGUCCGUUCUUAACCUGAAACUGUACUUAACCUGAAGCACCACUUUAGCUAAUGGGGCCUCCUGCUGCCGCCGCAGCACGAUUUCUGUUCUCAUCCUGAAGCAAAGUUCUUAACCUGAGGUAAUAUUUCUGGCUUAGCGGAGUCUGUAACCUGAAGUGUAUGUAGCCCGAGGUACCACUGUAAGUACUUCCUCUUGCCUGCCCUGUAUGUUCUUUGGAAAACUGUUUGUCCCAGCCUUUUGCAAUAAAUCCCCAGGUGUAUUUGGGGCGUGUCUUUUUGUCUCCUGCCGUUGCUUCCACCCUUCAAGGUUGUGCUAGUUGGAUAUAAUCGCACAAUAGAUGGGCUUCUUGAAGGGGAGGGACAGGGAAAAGGUUGACGUGUGUAAGUGGAAGUCUUAUAUUUAUCUGAUGAUCUAACCCAGCCUCUUGUGGGGAAACCUCUUGUGGAGAAACCCCCAUAGCCAUGAGAACAGAGGUAAAAUUAUAGAGUUAUUAGGGGGCAGCUGGAGACCUUCUGCACCUGAUAGACCCACCUGGGUCCUCUACCAUGUACUCCCAUGUGACCUCACUGUAUUAUGUUGUGCUAUCCAGUGCCAUAGGCUUCUCCAGCCUUUUGGCAAUGAUCAUAGCUGUCAACAUUUCCCUUUUUUAAAGGGAAAUUCCCUUAUUCCGAAUAGGAUUCCUCACAAGAAAAGGGAAAAGUUGACAGCUAUGCUAAUGAUUCUCCUACAAUAUGGAAUAUGGUGAUGUCGCAGUGCAUAAGGCUGGAUACCAAUAAAUGGUGGAGACCUUCUUUAACAUGUCCACUGUUCACUAUGGCAUCAAGCCAUAAUGGAUGGCGUCUCUGAGCGCUGUGGAUGUGGCUGUACCCAAGGUAGUAUGGUGCUUCCCUGGCAGUCUAGAACUCCUCCCUGCACCUACAAAAAAUUGCAUGAGUACGCUACUCAGGAGUUGGGUGGGAGAAAUGUUUUUCAUGAGCUGCCCAAGCGUUUGCUAUUUAAAGACUUUCUUCAGAUAUUUACAUAUUAUCUAUGCCACAUAGCCUCUUCUUUUAUUUAGAGAUUAGAUUUGCCUUGAUGCUUACAUUUUUCAUACCGUAUUAUGUGUGCAUGCAACUCAGAUUUAAUUACUCAAUAUACAUUAUAUAUAUGUGUGUGUGUGUGUGUGUGUGUGUGUGUGUGCGCGAGCGCUGAAUGCUAGGCAAUGCCUGCACAUUUUAUGCCAUGUUCCCUGCAACACUAAAGCAGGACUUUAUGGUGGACAGUAAAUAGAUAUUUACUAAAAUAUGCAUCAGCGUAGGAAAGGUAGAGCUCUUGGCUUUUGUGACGAUAUCCUAAUUGCAGAGGUAAACUGGACAUUACAUCUUUUUUGUCAAAACAAAUCCUUGCUGAAACAGUUUGGUGCCUGUACUCUAGAUUUUAAUAAGGAAAGCAUUAUGGAUGCAAGAACCAGAGGUAUAAAAGCAGACACCCCUGUAUUUCCCCCUGUAGUGUGAUGGCUUAGCAUACUUUAUUUAUACUGUAAGCACUGAGGUAAUUUAUUCAGGUACUUUAGGGCAGAAACCCAUGCAUGUCCAUUUACAGUUUGCAAUUUUUUAUUUUUUAUUUUUUUGUGAUCUAACCGAACCCUGUGGAGGCCUCCAUGCUGCAGAAGCCUGAAGGAGGUUUUUAAUUAAGCUUGUCUCCGCCUGGCCCCACUUGUGUAACUAAUUAUUUUCAGUAUCAUGAAAGACUUUCAUUAUUCAUUUCCCUUUCAAAGAGCUUACCCCACCCCCGAUUUGCACUGUGUAACUUGAACCUAUUUUGUAAAUGAUUUUUUUAAAAGAAAAACAUAGCUGUUUGGCUUCUUUGGAAUGAUUUCAUUUUACUCUCUCUCUCUAUCAAUAAAUGUAGGCUAUAGUCAUGCUUUUUCAUAUAUGGCAGUAGAAAUACUUGGAAUGCCCCCAAUAUGCAGGGUUCACAGGCUUUGGAUGGAGAAGUCGUCUUAGAAACUAUGAUAGCUGGUGGUAAUGGGUGCUCCAAGCCACUGAGGCUACCUGGGCUUCUAGCGACAUGGCACACCUGAGUGAUACACCUGGUCCUUCAGAGAGAGUCCAACACUAUCCAAGGCAGAUGAACAAUGCAAUUCCUAGACCUGGGAACCAACCAUCCAUAGGGUCUCUGACUUGUCAGGUUUCACCCUGAUCUAACCCAUAGCUACAGUUAAAAAGGUAUAGGUAAAGUACCCCUGUACCCUGGGGUUGCAGCGCUCAUCUCGCUUUACUGGCCGAGGGAGCCGACGUUUGUCCCCAGACAGUUUUUCCGGGUCAUGUGGCCAGCAUGACUAAGCCGCUUCUGGCGAAACAAGAGCAGCACACGGAAACGCUGUUUACCUUCCCGCUGGAGCAGUACCUAUUUAUCUACUUGCACUUUGAUGUGCUUUCGAACUGCUAGGCACCAGUUUAGGUCAUGCAUGGUGUCACCUGAUUCAGAUGUUACAGAUAAAUUGAGCUGGGUGUCAUCAGGAUACUAGUGAAACUAUGCUCCUAAUCUCCUAGUGACUGCCUUCGGGGGCUUUGUAAGGACACUAACUAGCAUUGGGGACAAAAUCAUGCCCUGUGGCAGGGGCGGGCUUUGGUCAUCUUUUGUAGUAUGCCGCCCUGUGCAAGGCCAAAAUUUGGCAUUGCCAAAUGGAUUUUCUCAGUUAUGGAUCUUCUCAGCUUUGUGCCUGCUCAGCUCAGAGCCCUGUGCAGGGGAAUUGCCUGCACUGCCCUAAAUCCAGCACCCUGCCAGGGUGCAGCGGCACAAGCACCCAAUACUCAUAUAAAUAAGAGUGAGCACCUUAAAAAAGUGUCCCCAACUCACAGAGAUGGUCCAGGAAGGUCCUGUGGUUAAACGUCUCCAUCGUUGUUGAGAGAUCAAGGGCAAUGAGCAGUAUCACACUCGUCCUGUUCUUCUCCCUUCCCCAAACUGAGCCUGAAUCCAGAUCGAAAUGGAUGAAGUUUCGUCUGAGGUGCCUGUGGCUGAACUACCUGCAGGACUGGCAAGGGUUCAAAAUCCAGUUUGUAACUUUCAAGGAAGUUGUGGAUUCAAACAGGCCAUAAAUGCCUAAGCUGGGCAAACUUUGGUUACAACCAAAGAGAUUUGCACUGUUUUGAUUUAAAUAGGAUGGGAAACUUUGUUUAAGUAGAUUGUCAGGAACCAAUAGCACUCACCAGGAACAAACACAAACAGUAAUUAAAAUUUGAAAUCCAUCCGGCCCAAAGCCUUGCGUGCUGUAAAUAAGUGAAACGCCAGCCUUAUCCAUCGAGUCUUUCCUUAAGAACUAUCUCAUUUGUGAAAUGGGUCUAAUAAUAGUCAUCAUGUUGCAAGGCUUAAUUGAUGUUAGUGCAGCACUUUGCCGUUCCCCAGUUCAGCUACGAAAUGUAGAUAGUGAUGGAAGUAAAAGCAGCUCAUUAAAAGAAAAAGGAUAGCAAGGAACAAAGAGAACAGAUGAAAAAUUGGGGGUAGUUUGAAACUGCUGGCAGGCCCUAUUGAUCUGCUUCUCGGAAGGAAUUCUUCACCCCCUCUAAAGAUGCUGGGGUCUACGGCAUCUCUUUCCCAUUACAGGUCUCAGUCUACUCUCUGGCCACGCUCUCCUGUGGAUUGAAAACAGGCCAGAAUCUUGCAAGCUACAAAAUAUGGGAAAGAAGGGCAGGCGAAAGCAUUGUCCGAGCAGUAGAACAGGACACGCCGCUGUCUCCGAGCUCCUUAUAGGUGGACUUACGGUACCCCUUUCUGCUUCCUAGGGGCUCCUUGAGUCUCCAGAAAUGGGCCUGACUCAUGCUUCUCCUCCCCACCAGCUGACCCACAGAUGUAUCGAUCUGCUGAGCUCUGGAAGCAGCGUUGUAAAUGAAAAGGGAGAAUAAAACAUUUAACAGAAAGGGAAGGGAUAGCAGCAGCUUUUAACUGCCUUUGCGCUGCAGUUGCAGGAGUCCAACAGAGCCACACACUAUUGUGUUUCAUUAAAGGUCAACCUCUUCUGUGUUACUUAAACAAGCGGCAAACACUUGACUUUAAAGCGAUCAUCAAGGGAGUUGGCUUUAUCCCCCCCCCUUCUCUUUUGUGGGAAUAAACACUCUCGGGUUAGUACCUGGAACUUGGCUGGCAGCCGCUACGAGAAGAUAAAGCAUUAAUAAGCCUUGUGUAACUGCCUUCUCCCAGUGUGUAAAAUGUGGCUGUGAGUAAAUCUUCCCAAGCCGAAGUAUUCCGUGUGCCAAAGGACUUUGAAGGGUGGUACACUCUGCACUAACAAUAGUUCCAUUAAAGAAAACUUCUGUUGCAUCUAGGGAACUAGAGAAACCCAGAGGAUUUAAUCCCAGUAUACUGGUAAAUCUUCGCCUUCAAGAUGUAGUCUUUUGUCAAAACGAAAGCAGCCUUCUGAUAUCUUCAUUCCUUAGAAAACCGUAAUUAGGAGAGCUUCUCUGAACACUGCUAGCGAGACAAGAGUAGUUCUAAACCCCACUGGGAUUCCCUGACAAAAAAAGUGACAACAGAUGUUAUCCUUAGUGUGUUUCUAGCUGUGAAAGAAAACACACACACACAAUUUAGCCUGCAGUCCUAUAGCUGGGAAUAUGCUACGCUGAUCUCAAGAGGACUUACUUCUUUUUUUAAAUUUUUUAUUUGUUGACUGAUACAUUGAUACAUAAAAAGGAAAACACAAAUACAAAAUUACACACAAGAAUAACAAUAAAUACAAAAUUUUCUUAACAAACAAUAAAACAUAAAUUGGUCUUAGCACUAGAGACCCGACCUCCCGUCUAUUCCUUAUUUCGAUUUUAUAUUACUUAUUGCCAAUACACACUUUUAUCAUAAAUUAACUUUUUCUUAAUAUAUCUUAACUCUCAUGUCUAACUUGCAACUAUUACUGAAAUUCCCCAAAUGCUGUGAGGGCCCUCCUGAAGCUGUGCGCUCGGUGGAAGAGGACGACCACCCCAGAUAGAAGGAGUGUACUGUUGAGAGCCAGUGUGGUGUAGUGGUUAAGAGCGGUAGACUCGUAAUCUGCUGAACUGGGUUCGCUUCCCUGCUCUUCCAUGCAGCUGCUGGGUGACCUUGGGCUAGUCACACUUCUCUGAAGUCUCUCAACCUCACUCACCUCACAGAGUGUUUGUUGUGGGGGAGGAAGGGAAAGGAGAAUGUUAGCCGCUUUGAGACUCCUUUGGGUAGUGAUAAAGUGGGAUAUCAAAUCCAAACUCCUCCUCCUCCUCCUCCUCUUCUUCUUCUUCUUCUUCUUCUUCUUCGGUCAAGGGUAUGCGAUAGCUGUGCUCCCCAGCUAGAACCUCCAAACAGGACUUACUUCUGAGUAGGAAUUGUUUAGGACUGCACUGCUAAACCAGUAGCUGUUUGCAUAAGCCAUGGUACCUAGGAUGAGAGAACCUGCUCCUGGAAAAUUUGAUGUUUGUGGCAUCUGGGAGAUCAGCAAAAGAAGUCAUUCAAGAGAAAUUGUUUAUUUAUUGUUUAUUUAAAAUAGAGUGGAUACCCUCACAAGGUAUGUUCCAGAUUUAGAUUCCCAGUUUUGAAGCAAGCCCUAACAAAGUAGCUUGCAGUAACUUAACAGACACAAAUAUCAUUCAAAACGAUCGCAACAUUUAAACAGUUUCAUAAGCUACAAAAACUAAGUAGCAGCCAACUAAGGAACUGGAAUAAAUAUUUGCUGGUAGCAUUAUAUUAUGAUCUGGUAGAUUGUAUGCAUAUUUUAUUAAAUGAAACUUCAGGUAACGAAAUUACAAUACAUAAUGAUAGACUCCCAUCCAAAGACACCCCUGUUACCCACAUUGAAAAUGCAUAGCAGAAAUGAAAUAAUUGAAUCAGUAUCAAAAGCUACUGAAUUUACCACUGCCAACCUGCUGUUACAUAAUUUAUAGGGGGGGGCACCCUGUGAGAUAAUAGUUUGUUUUGUCCUUUACAUGUAAGAAUUGUGGUUUGGUAUGCUACUGUAGACUAAAGAAUCUAUGUAUGUCUACCCAGAAAUAAGUCCCACUAAACUCAGUGGGACGGACUUCCAGGUCAGUGGAUUUUGGAUUGUCACCUUAAUCAGCUAUACACAGUAAAAUCAUGUUAGAUAACAGAAUUAACAUUUAUUUCCAUAUUUUAGCUUGAAAUUCAAUUUAAAUUUGUAAAGUAAUUUCAUAUGAAUUGAUGAAUUGCACCCACUGAAUCAAAUCUAAUAAGGGAUAUAUAAAUACGCUUUAUGGGGUCUCCCUGCACAGGAAAAAAAAUAUGAAAAUACUAAUGAUCACAUUAUGAAAAUGAAAGAGAAGACUGAUGAAGGGCAACUGUCUUUGCCAGCAAUCAUGUACAGAGGCUGCUUGAAUCUCAUUGAAGUUAAAUGGAUUUCGGCUGAAGCUCAACACAAGAAAACAUACUUGAGUAAAAGUGCACAGGAUUGCACUCUUAAGCAGCCUAAUAUUAUGCAGGAAUGCAUCAUGGGCAUACAACAGCAUUACUUAAAAGAAAGAGACGUAUCUUACUAAAAUCUGUGUUCAGAAUAUUUUAUUACUUACUUAUCUUGUUCUUUGUAAACUGAAUAAAAUGUCCAGUGGCCAACAAUGGUUCUCAUAAUAGCUUAGAAAUAAAAUUAGAGAUGUGGUACCAUAUGAGCCAUAAUCUCCAUUGCCAGUCCAGCUGGGUUGGUGCUCCCUGGGCUGGUCGAUGGAUGCGCUGAAACAGCUGCAGCACACCAAAACAGGGAAUUUCAGGCUGGUUCUGGUGGCAACUGGAAUACAUCUCCCCACCACACCACCUGCUGAGGAAAAGAAAUAGAAAGGCUUUGUGUGAGGAAGGUGGAACACAGACAAACAGGCCUACACACUUUGUCUUGCCAUAUUCUUAUGUUUCUGGCAGGCAAAAGAAACCAACUAUGGUGUGCAGUAACAGCAGAAGCAUUAGUCUAGUGCAGGGGUCAGCAACCUUUUUCAGCUGUGGGCCGGUCCACCAUCCCUCAGACCAUGUGGUGGGCCCCACAUAACCCAGAGAUGCAUUUUAAAUAAAAGCACACAUUCUACUCAUGUAAAAACACGCUGAUUCCCAGACCGUCCACAGGCCAGAUUGAGAAGGCGAUUGGGCUGCAUCCGGCCCCCGAGCCUUAGGUUGCCUACCCCUGGUCUAGUGGUUCUGGCAAUGGAGACCACCAUGCAGACAUCACCAUGCAGACCCAGGGAUUGGGGAACCUGUGGCCCCUCAGAUGUUGCUAAACUGCAUCAUCUCUGAACAUUUGCCACAUUGGCGAGGUAUGAUGGGAGUUGAAGUCCAGCCACACCUGGAGGGCCAGAGAUGCUCCAUCCCUGACGCAAGAAUGUGAUUGGCUACACAGCACCAGUGUCACAGUCACAAGGUGAUAUUUAAUUGGCUGAGAUAACAGUAGAAGGGGUUCGGACUACUCCUCCCACACACAUUAAAAUAACGUGCGAGAAGGUCAUGGCGCCACAUGGGCUAGCCUUCUGCCAUUGUUCCUGCCACGGUCCCUGCUCAUGAACCCACCAGUCACACAUUUGACAAGCACGAGAAUGUACACGAAGAGACCUCCUCUGCAUAAGGAGGGAUCCUGAUUAGCCCAUUCCAAUGAGACUCGUUGCUAAGACAGUAAAACCAGGUGCUGAAUUUGGGGUUUUACAAGGUGUGGCAGAGCUGGCAUGGUCCUUGGGUUCAGCUUACCCUGUGCUCAGUCAGGUGGUAGGACUAGAAUUGCUGCCUGUUAUCGUUAUUAUUAAUUUCAUUUAUAUAAGACAGCUACAUAUAUAAAAACAGUUAAAGCAAUAUAUGCAAUUUUAAAAAGGUAAAGGGACCCCUAACAGUUAAGUCCAGUUGCGGAAGACUCUGGAGGUGCAGUUCUCAUCUCGCUUUAUUGGCCGAGGGAGCCAGCAUACAGCUUCCAGGUCAUGUGGCCAUGUGAACCAGAGCAGCGCAUGGAAACACCGUUUACCUUCCCGCCAGAGCGGUACCUAUAUAUCUACUUGCACUUUGACAUGCUUUUGAACUGCUAGGUUGGCAGGAGCAGGGACCGAGCAACGGGAGCUCACCCCGUCACGGGGAUUCAAACCGCCGACCUUCUGAUCGGCAUGUCCUAGGCUCUGUGGUUUAACCCACAGCGCCACCCGCGUCCCUAUAUGCAAUUUUAGUGACCUACAAAAAGUAUCAAUUUCCGAUAUUUGUAAUAUAAUGUUAAAACCUUUUAACCCCCCCAAAAUAGUUGCACCUGUUAAGUCAAGGAUUCAUAUUUCCUGUGGUUUGGGGUAAGAUUUGUAUUUUCCGUUACCUGCAGGUAUGACUCCUAUUUUCAGAAAAGCCUUUUACUCCUAUUUACAAAAGCGAUUGAUAGUCUGACCUUCAACUGCUUUGUUGGUAAAGGUCCAUAUAUUUCUAGCUUGUUACACCAGGCUUUUGCUUUGAAAACCAUUCUUCUGCUUCUGAGUUUUCAGUCCUAAGCACUUCCACACUGGCAAAUAUGUUUACGUUGACUUUAGCAAGACUUACUUCUGAGUAAACAUGGUUAAGAUCCAUCUAUGAAACUAUUUUAGGAGGAGUGAUCCUAGAAUGACUUUUGCACGAGGUCUAUAUACUCAGCUUGAAUUAAACAUGAUGAUUUCAUUCAGAUGCCAUGUUCUCAGUCUGCCCAGUUGCUGUAUGCUGUCAGCUUUGGAGGAUCAGCAACAGCUUGAAGUAUCUCUUCUCCCUCUGCCCUCUCCCCCUGCCCUCUCCUUUCUAGUUUCAUCAAACCACAGUUUCCCAUGAGAAUUGAACUUACUCUGUUGGCAUUGCCUUUGCUUAUAAAUCAGCGUGAUGGCACUUGCUCCAUUUUGCUCUUUGACAAGCCAUUUUCUUUUUGUCUUCCAGCUGCCAUUGUCAUCCAGAAGUGGUGGUGUCAUAUGAACCCUUGCCUGGAUGGAGAAGACUGUAAAGUGCUUCCAGAUUACUCAGGUUGGUCAUGCAGCAGUGGAAACAAAGUCAAAACUACCAAGGCAAGUUCAUGUACCCUUUUCAUUCCCUAUCAGUGAAUACUAGGUCAUUCGGUAACAUGGGUAGAUCUUACCAGUACAAUGCCCCAACAAUGCCCCCAGCCAAGGGGAGCAAUCUGCUUUUCCCUAUAGGAGUGAAUGGCUUCAAGUACAGGAGUGCACUCAGGGACAUCUUCCUGCUGAGAAUGAAGUUUGGGUUUCCAGCAAUGAGCCAUCAAUAUGCUUGAAAUACUCUCCUUGCCGCAUUUGCUGUAGACAAACCUCUCGUGCCUAAUGCAAACUUCUCUGCAUAGCAUUUUAAAUACAAUGCAGUCAAACGUAGCAUUUUAUGCAUAUUAAAGUUAUAUCUUUAACAGUGUGGUCAUCUUUUGGGUUCUGUUUUGGAGUCAUGCUAGAGUAGCCUUCAUCAACCUGCUGUUGUUAGCAGAGGCACUUGAAUAAUGCAGACGGGAGUUGAGAGAGAAAAAUAAACAUUUACCGAACAAAAUAUAUCUGCUGAGCAGAAAAAAAACAGAAGGGUUUUGCUUUUCUGACAAGGCUUGUUGAGAGCAGAAUUCAAUUCAACUAAACUUCCCCAAGAAAACUCCCUCAAAGCUUGGCAGCCUAUCAGAGUACAUACUACCUCACCAAAGAAGGAGGAGGAGGAGGAGUUUGAAUUUGAUAUCCCACUUUAUCACUGCCCUAAGGAGUCUCAAAGUGGCUAACAAUCUCAUUUCCCUUCCUCUCCCACAACAAACACUCUGUGAGGUGAGUGGGGCUGAGAGACUUCAAAGAAGUGUGACUAGCCCAAGGUGCAUGUGGAGGAGUGGGGAGGCGAACCCGGUUCACCAGAUUACAAGUCCACUGCUCUUAACCACUACACCACACUAGCUCUCACCAAAGACCAUGCCACUUUCUCUAGCUGCUUUGCAACACCUUAAAUUAACAGAAUUAACCCUUAAACCACACACUGAAUGAUCUCUGCUGUUUCACUUCCAGCACAUUGCACCCUCUAGCUGUUGUACACAUACAAAAGCCCUGGGAACAACCAACACAGCAUAAAUGAUGAUAGAAGCUACAGGAGCACAGAAGCGGCUGUAUUCUUGAUCAUGAGAAGCAUCCAGCAGUGCACCUGAGCACAGAGAGAAAGGAAUAAGGAAGGAACAGGUGACCAGAAACAACUGGAAGUCUAUGUAGAGCCAUUCCAGGGCAGUUGGGGGUAUAGGACUCAGCAGAGCUUAGGUUGACAAUGAGCAGGAACUGUUCUUCUUCACAUGUGUGGAGUAUGGAACACAGACAUGGCAUAGGGAACUUUCCAGUUCAGAUUUAGGCCUCUGCACACAUUUGAGAUCAACUACUGUGCUGAAUUAGCACCCAGGAGUGCCCUAAACUGGCUUUGCCUCAUUAAAGUAACAAGCUAUUAACUCCCCUCUUCAAAGAAGAGAUUCCCCAAGAGUGCAAUCCACAUCCCAUCGAAGUCAGUGGCAACGCUUACUUUGAUCUUAAUGGGUUAGCAUUGCACCCAAAGGUGCUGCAAGCAUCUUUAAUUUGAUAAGAGGCCUUUUCCAUUUUCUUGUUAUCUUGUGGAGUAUACUUUUGUGGAGUGAAAAAGCAAGGGCAAGGGAUAUCCAGAUAAGGCUCAAAAGCCACCUUUUAUAGUGUGGACUCAUGUAUCUAGGGUAUAGAGGCUCCAGCUUUGGGGAGGGGGGAGGAGGGGAAGAGAAAUAUAAAAUUUUGAUUUUACUUUUGACUCCCCAAAGUACAGCCACUGUAUAUGGCACUCCUGUAAGUUAAAGAAGGAAACAAUUCCCCAAGUCACCAUGAAGCAAUAUAAGGUCUUUAUUAUCAUCAUCAUUCUGGAUUCAUUAAAAUGUUGCUGUCAAUCUAAGCAAAAAACGCCCAGCACUGUAUACCAUGUUUUAGUUCUGUGUAGGAAUAAGAUUUCCAUAACAGUAAAUUCAUUUGGGUUAUGGGCAGUCAUAAAUAGUUUCUCUCUCUCUCUCUAAAAAUGAUAAAGGACGGUACUGCCGACGCUGAAUACUGGUGUCUAGUACAUAGCUUAAAUAUAUAAUGGUAUAAAGUUAGCCAGUUUAUUGAUACAUUUAUUACUUCACUAGGCCAGCUGCUGGUUCUAAAUGAGCUGUCUGGUUGAUCUCAGCCAGAACUUGUCAAAACUGCACUUCCAAAACAAGGUUGCAGCAUUGGCAGUAGGGAGACAGUGACCUUCUCCAGGUGUUUCCUAAAUAGGUUGAAUAAGCAUGCAAGGGGGAGGCAGCAGGGAUGAGUGCUCCCACACAAAGGAGGGUGACUGUCUGAAGUGGAGAGCUGGCCUGUGCUUGUGGAGGCUCCCCAUGUUGAGCAAAGUCUCAGGAAACUGACCUGGGGUACAGAACAACCAACAACAGGUUGUAGAUAGUAGAUAACAGGUUGUUUGUUGUUUAGUCGUUUAGUCGUGUCCGACUCUUCGUGACCCUAUGGACCAGAGCACACCAGGCACUCCUGUCUUCCACUGCCUCCCGCAGUUUGGUCAAACUCAUGCUGGUAGCUUUGAGAAAACUAUCUAACCAUCUCAUCCUCUGUCGUCCCCAUCUCCUUGUGCCCUCCAUCUUUCCCAGCAUCAGGGUCUUUUCCAAGGAGUCUUCUCUUCUCAUGAGGUGGCCAAAGUAUUGGAGCCUCAGCUUCACGAUCUGUCCUUCCAGUGAGCACUCAGGGCUGAUUUCCUUCAGAAUGGAUAGGUUUGAUCUUCUUGCAGUCCAUGGGACUCUCAAGAGGCUCCUCCAGCACCAUAAUUCAAAAGCAUCAAUUCUUUGGCGAUAACAGGUAGUAGAUGAAAACCUGCAUGGCAUUUCAUAUCCCCAAGGAGGACCUUGGUGAGUGUCUGAGGGAUCUACAACUGCAAUGGAAUGAAUGUGGCAAUGCACUAGCUGGGAUUCAGCAGAAGGUGGAGUUUGAGAUGGAGGUCAUUCAUUGGUGCCUGGGUACAGAUCCAACAGCAACAGGAUAGUGAAUGGUCUUGGGUCACCAGUGGGUUGUUGGGCUUCUCCUCCAAAAUGUCUUUACGACCCUUCCUGGGGUUGGAGCCUGGAUGUUCUUUCUGUUCCUCCAGAGAAACGUUUGUGGUGAAUUCCACUUUAAGUCUCUUAUCUCCAGUGAAGUACAUGGUGGCUCUGGUUGGUUUGUGGCAUCUGCUUGCAAAUCACCGCAAAUUUGGUGAUAAUGAUUUCAGGACGUUGAAUUAUUAUUUUUUAACCAGUUUGAAGAUUCGGUGCAAUAGUUAAUAAACUGUGUUCACGGAUGUGAAAUGCAAAAAUGGGGUCAGAAUUGUUUUAUUGGAAGUAGCAAGGGGACAUGCUACGGAGGAUGCCUUGACCUCAUUGUGGUUCCCCUUUAAUACAUACAUACAGCACAACAGAGCAAUGGCCUAUCCCCUCCAACAGCAUACGAAUCCAAUAUGGCUAACCUGACCCAACAACCUAGCCCGCCUUUCUCACACAAAUAAGCCGCAUCACAAUCAACUAAGCACAACCAACCAAGCUUGGGAAUCCCUAACCAUGCAAUAUCGAUAAAAAUAAAUAAAUACACAAACAUGCGGACCCAACCCUCCGACGCUAAGAAUAGGCAAUAAAACAAAAGAACAAUAUCCCCCAUCUCUCCCCCCUCUCACCUUUUCCCCAACUGCAAGAUGUCUAUGACAAAAACGACUCUCACCAAACAUAAACGAACUGUGAAAAAGACUAUGAACUGAAAGUGGAGGCAAUAGGUAUUAGAAUUCCUGCUCCAUGAUUGCAGUCAUGGGAUUUUUGUCUAUUACACGAUGGUGUAUGUUUUGACUCCACAGAGUGGGAAGUGAUGGAGACAGGAUGUUUGGGUUACUGUGUUCCAUGAAGUGGGACUAUUGUCCUUUGUUCUUUUUCUCUUUGCUGUCUGAUGCUAGAGAGAGAGGGAGCCAUGUUGCAGUGCUCUGUGUGUGUUUAUAUGUAAAUAAAGUAGAUUAGCCAAAAUGCUGAUUUGCUGAGGUCUGUCUCGCAAGGUGCGCAAACUCUGCGGAUCUCUAAGUGUGCCGGUGUCGCUGUGAUGUUUGGGCUGAAGAAAGCUUAUGAAGCUCCUGAACGAUCGACCAGGAGGGAGAGAACAUGCCAGUUGGGCAUGUGUCUCUACCAGAGUCCUACUCGAGUGUAGGCUGAACUCCUGACAAUAGGUGUGCCUUUCCCUGUUUAUCUGUUUGCUUUGUUACACACACAAAAAUAAAAAAAAACCAAUAAAAAAAGAAUUGUUUUAUUGGAACAAAUCAGUGCAAUCUGUGCAAUUGCUGCAAUGCAUAGAAAAAACAACUUGUUGGCAUCCAUCUGUCUUGGGAGACAAUGGAAGAGUGUGCCUCUGGGGAUGAAGCCAAAUCAUUGGAGAGUUACAGUGCCUCCUGUGGCUGUAGAGAGACAUGUUUUGUUGCAGCUGGGGCAGAUGAAGGCAUCCAGUUGUGCUGAUGUGGGUGUACCAUGGUGCUUCUUCUUUCUGUGCUCCUCCCAGCACUCAUUUCUCCUGUGGUCACUGCUGUGGAUAUAUGACCUGACUGAUUGUCUCCAGGUGCUGUGGUCGUCUGUGGUCAUACAUAGAAAAAGCUGUCACCAAUUGGCUGUUAAUACAGACUUGCUUUCCCAAAGCAGCUCCCUCCUUUCUCUAUUCCUCUUUCUGUAUGCAUGUAGAAUGCUUACAUUGCUCAGAAAUGUGCAUAAUCUAGCAAGUACAGGUCAGCAGUUGAAACCCUGAACGUGUGGGAAUUUAUGAAAUCUCUGGAGAACCCAUCUCCUCCUGCCAGUAUUUGCCACUAUCAAACUAUUUAUACACAAUUGUCACUUUCCUCUUUUCCUUUGUUUGCAGGUAACACGGUAGCAAAAUGUAAACAUGUGCCAAAGUUGGACCGAUGGGAUUUACAGCUGCAUUGCCCAGAGACGUUCACUUUUUAACAAGGAGACCGCACUUCUCAGUCUAUGACUUUCUUACAAAGAAUGGAAUACAUUUUAAAGACAGAAGCUCCGAGUCUAACCCUUUCAUGCUCAAGAUGAACAUCUGUAACCAGAACUCCUUCCAAAGUGCAACAGAGAUCUCCAGGACUUUUAUUCAUGACUUUGUAAAUCCUGAAACCUUGAUUCAAAUUACUUGGCAGGAAUGGUGAGGUUAAAAACCAAGGGUAAUUCAGAUGAAGGAGCCUCACCAUGAAAAUGAUAGGGAAGACAAUCGAAUUGCUCUUAGAACACCCGCUUCAAUAUAUUUUUACCAGCGAUUUACUAAGUAUCAAACAAAGUAGGGAAGUCAGUCAUGAUGUUUAAUAAAUAAGUACCCCUUGCCAAUCUUCAUAUUCUGUUAUAGUGUGUGCAAUUAUGUUUUCCCUCCAUUUGUUCAGUGUUAAGGACAGUAAUGAAAACACUCAUUCGAAAAGUAGAUAGAUUUUAGCACACCAGAGAAUUCUGUCCAGCAGAAUAGAAACCGUUGCUGCUUUGCUGCCAGAAAUUGAAAGAAAAUGGAGCCAUUAAAUUGGUAUUUUCACCCAAGUCAAUGAACAUUUGGGUCACGGCUUCACAUUCUCCUACGUACAAAUGUGAGGUGUGUCUUAAGCAAGUCUGGUACCAUUUUGCUCUAAGACAGCUCCACCAAUGGAUGGUAGGGCUAGCUAGCUUGCUAGGUCAUCUCUGCAGUGAACCUUGUUGGCAUUGUGCAAUGGCGCAGGACUGAGGGAUGAAGCCCCCUGCCUGCCUGGAGUACAAAGGUCAAAGACACUGGAACUGCACACCCCACAGGCACAAUUAGAUUCUUUCCCGCAGCAAAAUGUAUAGGGCAAAGGAGAAAAUGAAGCACACUAUACUACUGCUGUAUGAGUUUCCUUCUAAUCUCUUAACUGUCACUUGUCAUGCACUUGUAUAGAUGGCUCUGGAGCAUCAAGAAAGUCUUUAGGGUGAGGCCUUAGCAUCUUAAGUUCUGUGCUGCACUAGAAUACUUGUGCAUUGGUGCUUUGCUGCAUCUGGGUAGGGCGGCUCUUCCUAGUGGCUUUGACCUGGCUGCUGCGACACUGCAGUCUCUCUGUGCUGGUUCCGAGGGCUAACCAUGCGGCGAGGUCCGAGUCCAGUCCAAGGUCGAGGGUGCGGUAUGGAGGCUGUCCAUCAAAGCUGAAGCUGGAUCCAAGGCAGGGAGUCCGGUGAGGUCAGGAACUCUGGCAGAAGAGCAGGACAGGGUGCAGGCAGGAACAGGCUGUCAGAAUAUGAGAGCAACGCAGCUCAACAAUGUUGCUCCCGCAACCAGGGACUGGGGCUGGCUGGUUUUAAUCUGCCGUGAGGCAUAGGGCGGCCCUGGUCCACAGGUGAUUCGCCUCUCCUGGCCUGGAGGCGAGCACUCCUCCUGUGGGAACUUAGUUCCCUCCGCCUCUCUGCCCUGAGCCUCUGUAGCUCAGGAGAGGCUGGAGGGUUACCAGACCCAGAGGCAACCUCCUCUUCCCCUGAUGGGGCUGAGAGUGGAGCACCUGCAGGCAAUGGGUCCUCCAUCACCUCAGGAGCCAGAGCAGACUCAGCUGGUGCCUGCACCUGAGGAUCCAGCACAGGUGAGGACCCUUCAGGCUCAAGCCCCAGCCCCGGCUCAGCUGGUUCUGGAGGCGGGGACUCCUGUGCAGGCUGUGAUUCCUCAGGUUCAGCCUUUGAGUCCGAAUCCCAGGCCAUCACACCCUCACAUCUGCUCAUGGCACAAGUGCAGUAAAAUGGAGAAUGCAGGACCAAUUGCAUAGCACACUAGACUUGGGAUCGAAUUGUCAAGACCGUACCAAGGAAGAUUAGUGGAAGACAUCUGGAUUUUUGUUGCUCUGACUGCAUCCUAAUAGGGAGCGUAUUAAACGCUCAUGAGCAAAGUUCUAGAUAGAAAGGGGAUCUUCACUUUCGGUUAGCUGCUAUUUAUAAUGAUUAUAAUAAUUAAACGUCCAGUUCCUUGACAGACCACAUUUUCUAGCUCAUACAAUUUAUGACAUGUAAUUGUUUCCUAUUAUUUUAGUUGUAUCUCAUUCUGGUUUCCAUCUCUCUCCUCCCCGCUACCCCCGCUAAGUGCUACACGUUUUUGUUUUGUCAUCAGCCUGCAUAAGUGGGAAUGUAAAAGGAGGUGAAUUUAUAGCCCAUCUGUUCCUGGUUACAUCAUUUGACUUUAAGAUACGUUGGAAUGCAUUCAGAUGCAGCGAUGCACACAUAUCCCUCUGCAGAUGAACUGUCACUGACCCAGCCAUUGCUAUGCUUUAUGUAAAUUCCACUGUGUUAACAUAAGGCCGAUUUUUAGAGAUCCAGAAAUGCCAAAAAAAUGGAGAUGGUGUUGCACUAAUUUAUUUAAUUGUGCACAGGAUGUCUUUGCUACAAUGUGAAGUUGUCUAGAAUAAUAGUCAUUGUUGACUCUUAUUCUGUAAGGAACAUCUUGAAAUAUUCAUACAAUGUUCAUUCGGUCAAAGAUAUUCGUAGAACUUUUCUCUCUCUCUCCUUUAAAAACCAGAAUAAAGUCCUGCUUUUUUUUUUGUUUC